CAAAUACAUAAAAGCGGCGAUCACUUUUACUAUUAUAAUUGAAGAUUGCUUUAAUAAAAAAAACAUUAAUAUUUUUGUAAUCUGAAAAAAUAGAACAAGGACACUCAGCUUUGAUUCACAGAUUAUUUAAUAUUUAAUUUCAUUUCUUCCUUUGAUUUUUAUAAUAAAUUUAAAGUUUUGAAAUAAAAUAACAUAAUUUCUAAAGUAAACAAAUUGUUACAAAUGUGUAAGUAAGGGGUCUAAAUACUAACUACACAAAAUACUACUGGCCACUCAAAGUUUAUUGUAUGAUAUCAUAUCAUGUCAUAUGCUUGGCCUGUGUUGCUGGCUUGGCUUUUUUGUUUGACUUUUGAAUGACCAUGCCGUGUGCCAUGAUUCACGAAUAUUUGAGACUAGUAGAAGAAUAGGUGGGCCUAGUAUUAGUAUAUCAACAUAUGCAUAUAAAUUUAUAUAAUAUAUCAUUCCCAUUUCUAAAGUUAUCCCAAUAUAUCUUUUAAUGCUCUCAUAUAUUUCAUUUUAUACUUUAUUUUAUUAAACUGUUAUCCUAUUUCUGGAAAUAAAGUCAAAGUCCCUAUUAUAAUAGUUAUAGUCUAUACCAGGGCUGUUGUUAAUGGCCCUUGGGCAGCAUAUUUUCUAACACGUUAGACCAGUGGUCACCAGCUUGCGGCUUAGGAGCUGUGUGCGUUUCUUUCAAGGAAUAGCUGCAACUCUAAAUGGCUCCUAACUAAAAAAAGGUUGCCAACCCAUGAACUAGACACUAAAAUUUAAAAAAAUUAAUUACUUCAUCCAUGAGACCAUUAAACAUGAUCAGACUUAGAUCUUUUGUUAUGAGUCAAACAUUAAUUGAAAAUAUGAAUGAAUGAAUGAGAUUUGAAAUUUCAAAUUAAUUAAUCACAACAACAAAAACCCAGAAAAAACCAAUAGAUUUUCUGUGGUUAUCACUGUUAAUAAAUUAUAGCUAAAUUUCUACAUGUAUGUUGAACAUUGUCUAGCAAUAUAAAUGAGGCCCUAAGUAAGCUUUAAGAUAGACAGCCCUGGUCUUCCCUCUUCCUCAAAAUUUAAAAAAAAAUGUAUUUUAAAAGUGAAUGUUCAGAAUGUGAUCAACCUUGAAGUUGCAUAGAGUUUAUUUAUGAAUUCCUUUUUUUUUCAAACUUAGUUUCUAUUAUUGCUGUUUCAAAUUUUCCAAUGUGGUGUUUAAUGCUACUUAACUAAUAAAGAAUACUUGAGGAACAGAGUAUUUGCACCUGUGAACGUUGGGUAGAUGUUCCUUACUGUACAUUAUUCAUUUUUGUUUUAAUUUCACUAAGCUAUUUAAAGCAUUUAUUUUCUUCACUAGCAACCAACUUUAAAGAAAUCAUAUGGACAACUUAAAGUCUUUUACACGCUUGUCCUAGAAAUAGUUAUGAGUUUAGUUAGUUCGAAUUCAGCAGAUGUUCAAAAUAGAUUUACAUUUUGAGAUUUUGACACAUGACUCAUGGGUACUUUUGGCAUCACACAGAGGACACUAACCUUUUCAAACUAAAAUUACCAGAAUUAUAACAUUCCAAAAUAUAUUUAUAAGAACAUACAUUAAAUUCUCAGUCGUUGAAAAUUUGAAUGACUUUAUUUCUGGCCAACAAGUCAACCUCUAUUACUCCAAAGCUUUUAAUAAAAUGGCAGUACAACAAUAAUACUGCAGAAGCUUGACAAAUUGUGCUUUUUAAAAAGCUAUGUAUCCUAUUUUAUGACAAGUAACUUUAAAACAAAUAGAUACAACCAGCGUAGAAUUAUUGGUUUUCAGUAAUUUCCUAAUAACCAAAUAAUUUCAGUUAAAUUUGCACCAGCACAACAUUCAAUCAUGAUACCUGAAGAGGACUUAUGUGAUGAUGAUUAUUAUGGAAUUGUAAGUUUUUUUUUAAAUAGCUUCUUUCAAGUGCUCAGGAGCACAGUGUUUGACGUUAUUUUAAAAUAACUGGUAAAGACAUAUUUAUAAUGAAAUGAAGAAUUUUGAUUAAGGAUAUUAAAUGAUAUUCAGAAUUACAGUUAUAGUUUAGAAAUCGAUAAUUGUUUUUUUUUUAAAGUUUAAAAUAUUUUUCUUUAAAUUCAGACUAUUAAAAAUAAUUAUUAUGUAAAUAAAAGACUACAAAAUAAUGAACAUAUAGAACAAUGUGCUAACAGGUACUUGCUUCACAUUUCUGACCAGCAUUUCUCAAAGUUUGUUGUCUAACUGAAACUAAUUUUUUUUUUAAAUGCUGACUGCUAUUUGGAAUGAAAUGCUUUGUUUUAAACUGGUGCUAUCAAUAUUAUAAAAUAUAUUACUAAGACCUUUUUAUGUGGCACACCUGGUAAUGCAUUGUAAAAACUGUUUACUGAUUUAAUACAAGAUUCCUAAAACCAAUAAGUAGUUUGCCAAAAUAAAAACACCACCAUAUUAAUUUGAUUUGUUAACUUUGUCUUCUUCUUCUUUUCAAAAAAAUUUUUAGAAUCCAUAUGAAAGCUUCAUGAAAAAGCAUCUACAGCAUUAUGGAUAUUACACAGGUAAUUUACUCCUAUAAAUUUUAUUAAUUUCAGUACAUAAAAAUAAUAAAUCAUUGGUUAUUUUCUUGUAGUCAUUAUUUAAAAAAACAAAUUGUUAGACCUAUGAGUUAAUGUUUGUAUAUGGUAACUUGAUUAGACUUCCAAAUAUGCAACAUUUUAACUGUUUUCAAUGGUUUAAGCCUACACAAAUAAUUUUGACCUUUUUUAAAUUAAAUUUUAGUAUAACUUAUUCUAAUCCUCUAAAAAAUCUUUUUAUUUAGAAAACUCUUCUAUCAAAAUCCUUUAAACUCUGCAGUCAAUGUACUAAAUCUGGACUGAAUUCCAUUAUACUUGCAUGCCCUGGGACUUCCCAAUACAGUUCCUUCCUGGGCAUUGUGUAUUUUUGCGGCUACCCUAUGCAUUUUAAUGGGAAAGCUUUUCUUGGGGUCACAAAUCUUUCUUAAUGGCCCAACUGACACAAAUUCUGAUGUUGUUUUUAGGAAGUGCCCUCCUAGGUAGGAUACGCAAGCAAGCAAUUAGUAUGAAUCCUUAUCUCACCCACUAUAUUUUGGUACUAGAAUAGCUGUAUGAAAAUGUCAUAAUGUUUUAAAUUUUAUGUCUAUUGUGAUUAAGACAUGAUCUGUUAGUUCUAGGAUAGUUAAGUCUUAAUGGCAACAGGGGGCCAAUUCCUCUCUAACCUCUGCAAGUUAUAUUAGGUAAAGAAUCUGGGGCCCACAUGCAUUAAGAUGGCACUGAUUAGUACGGAUGAAAAGUUUUUUUUGUUGCAAUUUUAAUGGUAUGGGGGUUUUACAGGAUAUUUUAUGAUUUAAACUGACCUUCUUUCUUGAUUUGACAGGUAUCAGCAUGAGAAUUCAAAGUUAAUUACGUAAAUUAAUUAAAUUAGGAAAUUUAAAAAAAUGGUAAAAAUAUUUAUUUAAAAAAAUUCUUAAAUAACCUUUAAAGUAUUUUGAGUAAAAUUAGAGGCAGCACAUUGAUUUACUAAGCAUGAUUUGAUUUGAUUUAUUAAAAUUGGCUUUUUUUGUUGUAGUUUUUAAAACACAAAUUUUAAGUCUUUAUGGAAAUCAUCCUUUGUCUUUAUUAAAUUUAUUAGGAAGAAAUCAAAACUACAAGAACCAGUUUCAGCACUAUGCUGAAUGGGAAAAGAACUAUGGCUAUAAUCUCAGCAGUGACAGCAGUGAAGACUCUGAGUUGGAUUCUGAUGAUGACAAAAUUGCUGGUAGGCUUCUAGUUCUGUAUUUUAAAAUACCUCAUAUAUUUAUUAAUUAUUAAUAUGAUUAAUAGUUAAUUUUUAUUAGACUUUGCAUGCUAUUAUAUAAGACAAGACAUAAUUAAGGUAUAUCUUUAUUAACCCUAACUGAUAAAUGCAAAUAGUAAAAUAUUACACCCACACCCCUCACCCCCUUAAAAUUUCCUAAAUUCAAAAACACCAUUUGUGCUAAAUUUAACUUAGUGCUGUCAGGAAGAAACUGUUAAUUAGGGCAAUUUACUAUUUUUAGAAAUCAAUUUGUAAUAUAUUAAAUAAAUAUAAUAUAUACUGUAGUUUGCAUUAGUUUUAUAGACUGCCCUUUAACUUGUCUGGUAGUCAUUCUAUACUCUCCCCAACUACGGCCUCACUGCCCUCACAAUGUAGCAGUGCAUAAAAUAACAAACUAUUUAAUGGUGUCUUGGCAGGAAUAUUUUUGUUUUUAAUUAGAUAUGAUCUAACUGUGUGGGUGAGAGCAUAUAUAAUUAAAAGUAAACACUGUAUGUAGAGUAAAUGUGUGUCUUUGUCCUUUGCAAUUUUUUAUCAGAGGAUCUUCAAAUAUGAAUUUCUAUUGUACUAUUAUAUUUGAUCUUUAUAAAUAUUUUGUAGUUAUUUCAAUCUUUUAAAGUGCAAUCUCAUCUAAACCUUUUCACUUGAAUUUUCACGAAUAGCGUUUUUCACAAAACUUUAAAAAAAAACUCACUUGGUAGUUAAAAUGGUACAAUUUUCUCUGAUAUGUGUGUUUCUCAUCUUCCACAUCGAAUUGGCAGACUUAGAGUUAUCUUCAGAGUCUGACACUUCACAAGACAAAAAAUUACCACGUCCAGUUAAAAGUUCUCUUCUCAUUGAACAAAAUGGUGCCAAAAUAUUAUAGAACAUUCUGUGUUUUCUACUAAAAUAACUUAGAUGACAUUUUUGUUUUGAUGAUGAAAUGAAGGCCCAUACUUUUAGUUAUUUUGAAUUUAAAUAGUGUUAUUUUCAUUGCUAACUGACAAUCUGAUCUGAAAUCUAACAAUUUUUUGGGUAAAAUGUUGAAAAGCAUUUUGAAACAAAAAUAUUUAAUGUUCAUUUUUAAAUAGGCAGUAUUACAAAAAAUCUCCAACUGUCUCAUUUUAUCGUCAAAAUAUACUGAGUGAAAUAAUAAUGCCUUAGUAAUAUUUGUGUAUUUUAAUAAGUUUCAAUUCUAUGCCAUGAUCAUUAUUAAAAAUCAGUAACUUUUUCCAUAGAAGAAACACUAAAAUCACUAAAUUUUAUUCCUAUUAGAGUUAAUCAAAUGCUAUCUUUUACUUACCAUUCCCUUAUGGACUUUUGUGAACUCCUUUCUCCAUUACCGUUUUUUUUUUAAAUUAUAAAAAUUAGGGCUGAAUCUCCAUCUCAUAUUAAGAAUGAACCUAUCUAUAAUUUUUCUUAGCAAUUAAUAUGACAUUGUUUAGUGUUUCAAAGUUCAAAGAAUGAAUCACAAUGUCACUAGGCUGAAAUAGCUUAUAAAAUAAUUACAAACCAGACUUUCAUCAAAUAUUGAUGAGAGUGGCUAAUUCGAGCUACUGUUUUGCGAUCCAGUCUCAGCAAGAGAAAAUCAAUGACUAUAUGUAUUUAUGUUUUUAAACUAAAGUAAUGCAGGAAAUCUUUUAAUUUAAUCCAAUAAGAAAUAAGAAUGACAAUAUAUUGUCUUUAAUCAUAUAGAUUUGAAAUUUAUAGCUUAAUUUUGAAAAUAUCUUUUUUUUUAAAUGGAUUGCUGAAAGGAAAGUUCCAUCGGCAUUGGUUCCAAAUAACUAUAUUUUAUUAUUAUUUUUAUUUUACAUGCCUUCUAUGUGUCAGCCAAAAGCAACUUGUUUGAAGCUCAUUUUUUUCUCCCUUGUAAUUUCAUCUUUGACCAUUCAGAAAUAUUAGCUGAGAAUUUAGAGGAAAAAAAUUCUUUUCACUUGCUAUGGAAUAUUCAAUUUUAUGUGGUUAAGUGGAGAACUGUGUUUAUGGAUUUUACAUUACGAUAGAGCUAUGGGUGAUGUUUUUUUAACUUUUUCUACCACAGAAAUGAACAAAAAUGAUUUGAAUAAUUAUGUCCUAUACAAAUUUAAAAAGAAUAUGGCCAAAAGAAAUGAAUUUAUUUAGCAAAAAAUAGAAUCCAGAUAAUCCAUAAUACAAUAUUCUAUCUUGAUGAACUGCAUUAAGGAAAUAAAUAGAAAAUGAAGCUUGCACAAAUCAUUCAUAGAUUAAUUUGGAUAUUUUUGCCAUAACUGGUCACUGGAUUAUUUAUUUGGGGCAUCCAUGGGAGACCAAAUGUGUACACAUGUGUUGAGGAGGGAGUGUGUUAACAUAAUGGUAAAUUGAUGUAAUAUCUUUUCAGAUUCUCUUACUUUCAACCAUGUCAAUGAAGUACAAGGUGGGGAGGGGGGGGGGUUGUUGGUCUAAGUCGAUUUGUUACUUAAUGCACCAUGUUAGACAUUGAUUAAUGGACUCCAAUGUGUUUCUGAAAUAAGAAACCAGGAGCAAGAAUUAUAUAUUGAUUUAUUGAACUCCUAUGAUUGGCUUGUUUCCUGCUAAUGGCUGGUGAAUGUUGCGUUCAUUUAUCACAUGCCUGAACCUAAACUGCUCUAAAUAGGAAUGGUAGCUACCUCUGGCACAUUCUUACAAUUAUAAAUAAUAAUGGAGCAUUUAAAAUGAAUUAUUUAUCAUGUUUUUAUUGUGUAUUGUGAACUAACUUUUAAGUCUUAAUGGAUAUCUUGAAUUAUAGGCCUACUAUUUGGAAAAAUAUUAAGCUGAUCCUGGACAAAUAAAACAAGAACUCCAUUCAACCAUAAAACCAAGGCACUGUGCAAAAUUACAACUGAUGAUAAGGAACACAACAGUAAUUCAUACCGGACAAUUUUUUGAUGAAAUUUAUGCUACAGACUAACUUAAAGGAACAAUGAAAAACAGAUUUUCAGGACUGAAAAAAAAUGUACUACGAAUGAAAAAAAAAAAAUUUCCAUUUAUUUUUUUUAAAUAAAAGUAUCUUAUAUUAUCUUAUUUACAUUAUAAAUUCACAAUUCCAUCUUAUGAUCAUCUUCUCAUGAAAUAUUUUAAUGUGAACUAAAUUGAGAGGUGUGCCAAGGAGAUCACCAUAUGCAGUGUGCCAUUGAUACCACUAUAGGAAAUAAAUGAAGCUGAUUUUUAAGAGUUAGCAGAUGGAGCAGACAGAUUCCAAUGGAAAUGACAGUGUUAUAUAUUAUAUUGAGAAUGAAUGCCUCAAGUCCACAAAAAAUCAAAAUGCAGCAGACAGUCAGUCAUGUACUAGCUUACACGAAGACGGCAUUUUUCUUGACAACUUUGAAAGUAUGUUGGAAAAUACAGCAAGUACUGGGAGUCCAGAAACAUCUGCUAAUGCUAAAGCAGGGUCAAAAAAUGAUGUUCUGCCCCAAGAGAGCUCAUGCAUGCAAAUAUAUCAAAACCAGACUCAAGAAUAUUCGAAAAGCGAUUCUAUGAUUGUAUCAAGAGACAAUUACAACGUAACUGAAGUAGAAUUAAAAAUAUGUUCACCAACUGUACAAAGAGGAGAUCAUGAAAGUUUAAAGGCUACUGGAUUGAUGGCAGUCAGCCCACCUAAAAAUAUAAAUAAUUUAUCAGACAGGGAACAGAUAAGUAGAGAAAACUCAUGCAGCAGUGAAAUCAAUGACACAGAGGAGGAAGAAAAUGAUGCCUGGAGCUCUGACUCUAUUGAAAUGAGUGAAUGGAAUUUCAGAGAUAGCUUUGAAGGAAAUAGGACACAUAUACCUGCAAGUCUAGACAAUAACAACCAGGAAAUCGGUGAUAUUUUAAUAUUUCAGGAGUCUUUUCCUAAAAAUAGCCAAAGCAGCUCAUCUGUGGAAAGCACAUUCAUAAAUAAUAGCAGGAUAAGAGUUAGCUCAAAAGAUUCAUCUAGAAGCAGCUGUGUGCGUCCUAGCAGAAGCAUUUGUCCAAGUAGCACAUCUCAGAAUUCUUUCCAAGGAGACAGCCACGGUACGGAUGAUACAAACCGUCAUCUGUCCUCAAAUUCUUGUGAAAGAAUCACAAAACUGUCACAGAGCAGUUGUACAAGAACAGAAAGGACGGACAGUCAAAACACAUUAAACUCCAUAAGUAGUAUUGAUGAGAUGCCAGAAAGCUUCAGUGGCAUUUUGUACAGUACUACAAAGACUGAGGCUAACAGCCAGGCAAGUAGCAGAAAUUCAUCAGUACAAAAUGAUUUAACUUGCACAGGAAGUGGACGUAGUAUGGAAAGUAAUAGUCAUCCAAUUCCGAGUUAUUCACAGGAUAGUACUUCAGAGGAAGUUUCUGAAAAUAAAAGUCGUAAUAGUUUAAGACCCAGUAUGAACUUAGCUCCUGAAAGAAGUAGCUCACUCAGCACACUCAACAGUAGAAGUCUGUCAGCCAGAAGUAGGAAUAGUUCUUUACUAAGUCAAAGUAAAAAAUUGCAUGAAAGACUAUCACUUAAUAAUUUGGAAAGUUUGGCUUCAGUCAGCACAUUAAAAACCUCAAGAAACACUAUGAGCUCAAGCUCAAGACAGAAAAAUGGCAGAGGCUUACAUGAAAGCGACAUCUGCAUUUCUAUAACAAGUAGCAGAUCAAGUUUGAAUAUGACAAGUUCAUCAUAUGCAAGGCUAGAUAACACGGUGGAAAGUAGUAAAGUUUCUAGCAAUGAAAUUAAAAGCAGUCUGGGAACAAAAAGUAGUUUAUCCUAUUUAUCGAGCAGAAGCAGUUUUUCAGAGGAUGUUACAUGCCAGAGUAAUACAUCUUUGAGCACACGGACAGCCACAAGCAGUGGAAGAUGCAGCUCUGAGACCAGCACAGAAACUGGUGAGUCAAGCUUCCAGGAGACUGACUCAACCAGCACAUGUGUUGAGGACAGUGACAGUGGAAGUGAUUGCACAACCUAUUGCUCCACCUCAUCAUCUUCAUCGGAUUCAAGCUGGUUAGAUUAUGAUUACGCUGCUUACAUUCUUAAACCCAAGUGUGUCAAACAGCCAGAAUGGGUUCAAUCUCUCCUUGAGAAAUUUAAUGCUCCUAAAAACACAACUGUUGGUACAGAAGAGUUGGAUUUGUUCAAAAAUGCAGGUAUUUUAAAAAUGUUAAAUCACAAAGUUUUUAAUCUAAUUAUUUUUUUGUUUGGAAUUUUUUAAAAACCCUAAUGUGCUAAAAAAUCUUUUUAGAGAAAAAGUUAAGCCUCAGAUGUUGAUGUUAAAUUGAUUAUUGCUAAACCAAAAAGUUGUACCAAUAAUGUUUCAGCAACAUUAAAUCACAUUCUAAGCAUACUGCUUGUAGAUGUUGCAUGUACUUUUGGAUAUUAAAAUACCUCCUUUUGAAUAACAUUGUCAAGAUAUAUUUUUAGUUAUAUUAUAAUUUUUUUCAGUUAGUGAAUACCAAAUAGGCCCACAAAUUUAUGAAUAUUAAGUGGUCGCAAAAUUUAAUUAUUGCCCACAACAGUUUCAUGCUGCCUCUAAAUCAUACACAUUUAUUACUUUUUGAAGUAAAAAUAAUAAGGCUCACCAUUUCCAGAAUAAACAAAAAUGUAAUAUUAACUUUUUACCUUCUCAAUCUCAGCUAGUCACUCUAGAAGAGCUUUUAUUUUUAUUGAUACUAGAUUUUAAAACACUUAAAAUUAUACAAAUUAAGAACUCAUCACUGAUUUAAAUUACAUAAGUUUUGUUAUUUUUAAAAGUUAUCAAAGCCAGGCUCUACCUAGCGAAAGAGCUGUUUCAAGGGUAUUCAUAUUUCUGUUCCCUUGGUUUGGUUGUUUCAGGGGCUAACAUAUUGAUUUCCUACAAUUGCUAUUUAUUUAAGAUUAAGCCUAAGCAUUUCUCUUCCUAUAUAUUUUUUUUUCUUGGCUAAGAUUGGUUUUACCACUUAGUAUUGGCUCACUUUAGGUAAGGGGGAAAAUAUAUUAUUAAUUGAUGAAGUAUAAUGCAGGACUAAUCCGAGUUGUCUGAAGUUGAUUGUGACUUUAAAAAAAUUGAUUAAGUUGCUUGGUCAUUUUCAAAUUUCAAAUGUGAGACUCUAUUAUUAGAGUUCUUGAUUUUAAAUUGGCAUGAUAAAUUACUUUGCUCUUUUUUAAAAAUAGGCCUUUUUUUGCAGUAAUCCUAAUUUAUUUUAAAAAAAAAAAAGAUAUUUUCUAAAUUUUAACUGUUCCUUUUAUUUACAUUUAAUUAACCAUUUUCUUAUUUUUACAACAGCUGUUCACUUUUUAAUGAGUCCAAAAUUCAGAUCAAAUUUGAUGUGCAUAAUAAAUGUAUACCAUUAUUCAAUGGCUUCUUAAUUACUGCGGUUAAAAUGAUUUAAAACUAUUAACAGGCAAAUUUUAAAAAAAAUUUGCUUAUUUCCUGGCAUUGCCUUACUUUUCUGUCUGCGUUCUUUUCAUUAUUAAUGAUAAUGGAGCAUUUAAAACCUUUUCUUUGUUCUUCCCUUUUUUAUUUUUAGAAUAAUUAUAGUAACAGCUGUUUAUUUUUCAUAAAAUUCUAUUUGUUCAGUAAUUUUGUGAAAUAAAGUUUCACAUUUUUUAAAAAGCAAAAGCAUUUAAUUUAUUGUACUUUAAAAAUUGUAGAACAAGAAGUUCUUUUAGUUAAAAAAAACCAAGGACAUUAUUUUAUUAACAAAAAUUUUUUUGAAAAGAAGAAAUUUCAAGAAAUAAAAUAACAUUUCUGAAUGCAUCCCUUAAAAAAAGAAGCCAAAGCCUCUGCUCAAAGGUCUGAUUUUAACAUUUGAGAUCUUUACUACUUUAUUACAGAUAGCAAACUUCAGGAAGAUCUCCUUAGGACCACACAGCUUAUAUACAGCUGUGGGGAGUCUGGAAAAAUGGUAAUAAUUUUUUUUCUUGUAUAAGUUUUUCAAAAUUUGCAGAGCAAAGGUCAGAUAAGAUAAUAAUUUGGCAUUUAAUUUGCUACACAAAUUUUAAUGAACUAAAAUUUAGCACACAAAAAAUAAUAAGAUUUUAUGAGAAAAUAUAACAUUUAUUUGAUUUAGCGGUUUAACUUCAGAUUUUCUUUAACACGAGUGAACAUUUAGUUUUUAAUUUUAUUUUGAAGCUAAUAAAAUCAUAUUAUUGUAUAUUUAUAGGUACCUCGUCUUAGAGAGCCAAGGAGUUUAUAUGCCCUUACAAAGGAACUAGGACCCCAGCAAGCAGCCAGAUGGUACAUACUUUAUGUCUUAUAAAUAAGUUCUUUAUUGUAACCUGAAACUAUGUAGAAGAAAAAAACAAUUCUUUAUCAGUGUAAAGAUAAAUUAUUAUGCUAUUGUUAUAAUUAUAAUUAAAGAAUAUCAACAGUUUGCUAUUUAAUGAUGUAUUGAAUGCUAUUCUGAAUAAUUUUUCUAUAAUCUCAAUUGAUGUUUUUUCUCUAUAGAUAUUUAAUUUUUAAAAAAAACAUAAUUUCAUUUCUUCUGUCAGGCCAUCAGACUUACAGGUGAUCAAUGAAAGAGUAAGACACAUACAGACAAUUACAUCUGAGCCUGAGCCAUUUUAUAGACAGAGUGAGUUCAGAUGUACCUACUGCCACCCAAUGGUAGAGAUUUGUGUACCAGUCACUAUCAUGUGCACAAUUCUUUUAUAAUAUCUUGGUUAAUGUACUCAUUUGUUGUAAGCCUACUUCUUAUCAAGAAACAUUUUAAAAUUAUUUAAUUGUCUUUAUCAUCUUUGUUGAUCUAUUUAAUCAGUAGGCUACGCUAGGUAAAAAUAAUCCCAUUUUUAAUAUAUAUUUCAGAUACAUUCACUAGAAAGUAAAUGUGACAGCGUGUAUAACUUUCUUACCAUAAAAGAGCUCUGUAUUUUAUACCAUGGUCAUAAUGAAUCCAUUGUUAUGAUUUGAAAUAUAUUGUAAUUAUUUGCUAUUUGUUAAACUUUUCAACAGCUGGUUUUGAAAAGUGCCCAAUGGUUCGCGGCGAGGCCAGUGGUGGAAGAGUGGUCUUCAGUUAUGAGACAAACACCAACUUUGUAUGUUUUUUUGUGCAUGUUAAUGAGAUGAAUAAAAUAUAUAUAAACUCAAACAUGAUAACAAUAAACUAUGUUUUCAGGAAGCAGUGAUGGAAAAAACACUUUUAAACAAAUCAUGCUGUUUUAUCAAAACACACUCUGUUUGAGGUAUAAGAAUUUAAACUUGUGGUGUCAUAGAUUUAAACUUUAUUUGGAGGAAGCUGGAAUCUGACAAAUUUAAAAAACAUUAAUUUUCUGGAUUUAUAUUCUGGCAGCUGUAACUAGUAAAUCUGCAGAUAUUUGUGAGUAGAUAGCUUAUUUGUAAUCCCAUCUCAAGUUAGCUGCUGUCUUCCAACUUUGGUCACUGAGGUAAUGCACUCAGAUUUUUCUCUCUCCAAGAAUGGCUGCUUUAAUUGGUUAAUGAUUCCAUCACACGUGGCUGUUAACUUCUAGUUAAGGACAACCCUAAACAAAUUUGAACCUGCUACCUCUCUGUCAAGAUGCAGUUGACAUCUGAACAAUUAGAAUUGAACAUAAUAGCUAUAGAGACCCCCUUGUGAAAAAAAACACCUUCUUUCUGUUACAUUACUCAAAUAAUAUUAGCUAUAAAUAGUUUUUGAUAACCAUAAUUCACUUCUGUGUAUUAAUAUUAUUAAUUAUGAUUUACUGUUCAUCACAGUGUGUCACAAACAAAAACAAUUCAUAUACAAUUUUUCAGUACAUGAAAUCUCAUGCUGGUGGCAGUAGAAAUGGCUGUGAGCCAUGUGCAGUCAGCCUGGAUUCAGAAAAUGACAAAACACUCAUCUUUGAGUCUAGAUUUGAAAGUGGCAACUUGGGGAAGGUGGUGCAGGUGUAAGUCAGAAAAUAUCAUUCAUUAAAAGAUUCUUAAAGUUCAGGAUUUAAAUUUAAAAUUGUGUAAAUUGAAACUUAGCAUUCUUUAAACAUCUCGCAAUUAUUUUUACCAGCAGUUUUAUGAGAUCCACGAAGACUCUAAAUCAAAACCAUAUAUUCAGUUAAUAAAUAAGAAGAUUCUUAAUUUUCUUUUUUUUUUUUUUCGCAUUCUUUUGUCUUUUAACAGCAAUUAUUAUGAAUUAUUGAUGUGAAUAUAAGAGCCUUACUGGAGAAAUUAAUAUAAUUUUUUUUUAAUCUUUUUUUUAAAAAUUCUAUAAAAGUAUUUUAAAUUUUAAUAAAUAAGAAGAUUCUUAAUUUUUUUUUUUUUUUUUCGCAUUCUUUUGUCUUUUAACAGCAAUUAUUAUGAAUUAUUGAUGUGAAUAUAAGAGCCUUACUGGAGAAAUUAAUAUAAUUUUUUUUUAAUCUUUGUUUUAACAAUUAUAUAAAAGUAUUUUAAAUACAAGAUUUUAGCCACAUUUGAAUAAUAUUUUCUGUUUUUAAAUAAUGCUGCUUUCAGAGGAGAAAGAGAGUAUGAGCUAAGUCUCCGGUACGAUCUUUACACCAACAAGCACACUCAAUGGUUUUACUUCAGGGUUUCAAACACAAGAGCAGACAUGGAAUACAGAUUUACUAUAUGUAAUUUUAUUAAAGUAAGUCAAAAAUAGGAAAUUAAUUAAUUAAAAUAAUAAUUUGUAUUGCUUUAAGGCUAUGAAUGGCCUAAUGGGUUUCAUGAUUUAAAUACCAAGUACAUGGGAAAUUCAUAAUAUUUUAUAAUUUUAAAAAUUAAUAACACUUUAUAGAUUAGUAUUUGAUUUAUUCACAUUUCAUAAUAUCACUUACAUCUCAUAUGCCUGUUUCUUAGUUACCCAUAUUACAAUCAACAUGUAUUGAUUGAUUUACAGUUUUAGCUGCCAUUGAGCAUUCAGGGACUUGGAGUAAGAACAAUGUUACAGAGAUUUAGUUAAAUUUAUCUGUUUCUGAAAACAAGAAUUUUUAAUGCUGUUUGGCUGUAUAUUUUUAUCUAGACUAGUAAGCAAUUGCCUCCUUGUGUUGGAUAAGUAAACCCAAUGUAAGAGAUGUUACUUCGUACAUAAAUGUUUUUGGAUUGUAAAUCAGGUUCAAACUUUUGAGCUGUACUCUACAGCCCAUGAAAAUACUAAUUGAACUUAGACCAUGCAGAAAUGUAUUCACUUUUUAUUGUAAAAUUGUGUUUUAGUCGGACAGUCUCUACAAUGAUGGUAUGAAACCAGUCAUGUACAGUGAGAAAGAGGCAGAGCUUCAUAAAAUUGGAUGGGUAAGGGCAGGAAGUGACAUCAAAUACUACAAAAAUAACCUCAGGUAAGAUCUACUUUUACAAAAUGAAAAUAGUUCAACUACAGGAAUAAACUGAAAUACCAGCCUACUUUUGACCACCACAGCAAGGGAGAUGAUCAAUGAAAUAAAUAAAUGCACUUUUAAUUAGCUCCUCCUUUGUAUAAUCAAAUUUUAAUCAUGUCAUGGCCAGUAACAUAUUUGUCUUUUUAAUGACAGCAUUAAUUCCUCAACUUUACAUCUAUAUUUUCUACAGGUAUGAAACUGUUAAAGGGGAGCGCAGCUACUAUUCAAUGACCUGGACGAUUAAGUUCAAACAUGACCAUGACACUGUCUACUUCUCCCACUGUUAUCCUUACACCUAUACAGAUUUACAAGUAAGUAGUUUAAAAAAAUUGUAAUUAAUCCCUAAUACCUGUUUUAUACAUUGCUAAACAGGAAAUUGGUUUUAGCAUUUAAGGAGAAAUAGUUUUUCAAAAUUCAAAUAUAGCAUAGAAAUAAAACAUAAUUUUAAACUGUUAUCCAACAGAAGAUAAAGGAAAUUUGGGAUGCUUAUGUAUCUCUGUUAUCUAAAACCUUUGAUUCACAGACACUAAUGUGUGGGGAAUGCAUAGUUGAUAUUAUAAGUCAUUUAACUGAUUCUAAAAAUACCAGAAGUUAGACCAUCAGAGGCCCUUGGAAAAAAGAUCCCUCAGAUCAUCAUGUGGACACACCUGACAUGAAAUACUUGAGUUAUUCAUUGUUUGUAUUUCUUUAAUAGUAUUAAUAAUUGAAAGAAAGUUUAAAGUCUUUGGAUUUGCUCAUAGACAUUAAAAGUUUUGUGCUAUGAAAAGGAAUCUAAGGUAACUUGAGGCUGAUGAUGUCAUGCAAUUAUAACAUUUAUAAAACUUCGAACUAAUUAAAUGUAUAAAAAUAUCCUUGCACUUUGAUAAAUAAUUAUGAAAUAAUGAAAUAUGAAGUAAACAUAUUUUGUUCAAUUAUAAAUUCCAGAAUUAUCUGCUAGAACUUACAAAUGAUCCCAUAAAGUCUCGCAUAUGUAAGCAGAGAGUGUUGUGUCGGACGUUGGCGGGGAACCUUGUGUAUGUCCUAACCAUCACAUCAGCGUCACAGAACCCAGAAGACAUGAAGGUGAAUUAGAUUAUGAACUUACCUUCAUUUGAAGACCCAUAUCAUUAAAUAUUUGCAUGGAAGUUCAAUGUUACACAGCAAUAAGUUGCCCAUUGGUUAUUUCAAUCAACUAUUUUAAAAAUCUAUAAGUUAUUAUCAGCUUUUUUUCUAAAAAUGAGGGUAUAAAUUCUAGAGUUGGUUGAGUCUGUUAGACUUAAAGACUUAAACAUUAAAUAUUGAAGCUAAAAACAUUGAGUCUGUUAGACUUAAAGACUUAAACAUUAAAUAUUGAAGCUAAAAACAUUGAGUCUGUUAGACUUAAAGACUUAAAUAUUAAAUAUUGAAGCUAAAAACAUUGAGUCUGUUAGACUUAAAGACUUAAACAUUCAAUAUUGAAGCUAAAAACAUUGAGUCUGUUAGACUUAAAGACUUAAACAUUAAAUAUUGAAGCUAAAAACAUUGAGUCUGUUAGACUUAAAGACUUAAACUUAAACAUUAAAUAUUGAAGCUAAAAACAUUGAGUCUGUUAGACUUAAAGACUUAAACAUUAAAUAUUGAAGCUAAAAACAUUGAGUCUGUUAGACUUAAAGACUUAAACAUUAAAUAUUGAAGCUAAAAACACACAUGCACAAAUAUUGUCUUCUCUUCAUCGACCCUAAGAUGAUUUUUUUCAAAUUAAUAACUAACAAAGUAUUUUACCUUAUUUUUAAAAAUUAUUAACUGACAAAGUAUUUUCUCUUAUUGAAUAUGUAUGUUUAAGUUUUACUCACAAAAAAAAAAGUUUUUUAUAUUUUCAUCUCUUGUAAAACUUGUUGUGUUCAGCAUAAGAAAGCAGUGGUGGUGACUUCUAGAGCACACCCAGGAGAGAGUAACUCCAGUUGGAUGAUGAAAGGCCUGCUUGAUUUUGUCACCAGCAAUUCUCCUGAUGCAAAGGUGUGAGAUAAAUAAGUUCCAAAAAACUGAUAUGGAUUCUUGUUCUCUUUUCAGUGACUUGAGCUGGUUAAUAAAUAAAGUGCAUGCUCUGGUAUUAUGACCCUUAUAUUUAAGACCCAACUUGACUGGUUUUGUUUUGCUUAGGGGCUGUAGGGCUUAGACAUAGACUGUAGGAGUCCUGAUCUGUCUUGAAAUGAAAAAGACUGUUACGUCUUUAAAUCCUAUUACAAGUGCAUGCACUAUAGAAAAUACCACAGCCUAGUUCUAAGUAUGAAAAAAUACAACAAAAAUAAAUGUUAUUUCCCAGUCUUACUAUUGAGAGAACCGAAAAAAUUAAUAUGAUUUUACAUAGGUACAAGUAGUUACAAUUUCUGCCACAGCAUACAAAGUACACAAUAAUAAGUGAAAGAUGAGGUUUGACAUUAACCUUCAUAAGAUUCUUACCAUCAUAUAAAGAAUUAACACCAGUCACAAUAAAAUAAUAAAUUAUUCCUAUGUUCAGAGGACAUUCAUUUCUUAAUUAGGUUUGGUUAUGUUAACACACUUACUUGGCCAAAGAAAAGAGAAAUACACUAACACAAAUAAAGGAGUUGCUACAUUGCACUCUUAGCAAUCUCUGACCAUAAAAUAUCUACUCAAAUUAGAUUAUAUUAGGCAAAGUUGGGAAGGACAAUUCUAAUCAAAUUUGGAAGCCAUAGGGGUCAUGGGUUACAUCAUGUGAUCAAAACCCUGUUUGGGGUUAUCUAAGUGUUCUACAAUGGUAGAAAUUUGGCAGUGUUCAAAAGUGGUUUAGUCUGGAAAUUGUAACAUCACCAGUUGGAGCUCACCCACAAGACAAUCAUGAACUAAUAAGUAAUGUUAUCCUGUUAGUUGAAGUAUAAAAUUGAUGACAAGCUAUCAAAUGGCAUGAAUUAAAAGCUUUACAGAUCCAGUUUAAAUAAACACAUUUUUUUUUAUUAGUAUGGCUUGAAAAUUGCCAGGAGCAUACGUCUGUAUCAGGGAUUAGAUGGUCUAGCACCAAAGGAACUAUUUCAUUUUGAAUGGAAAUAAAGAAUUUGAAAAGCUGUUCUAAUUAAGAUUACAGGAAAUUUGACAAGAAAGAUAAUUGUGAAGUAUGUCACUUAUAUCAUUUGAUACAGAUUGUCUAAGAUAUUUAGAAAUUAUUAGAUUGUUGAUUGCUUUUAUUUGUUGUUUUUACAGCUGUUACGAGACACCUUUAUCUUUAAAAUUGUUCCAAUGCUGAAUCCUGAUGGUGUCAUUGUGGGGAACUACCGUUGUUCCCUGACGGGGAGGGAUCUCAAUAGGAACUACAAGACUGCCCUGAAGGAUGCCUACCCCUCAGUGUGGCACACGAAAUCUAUGAUACGAAAGUAAGAGCUUUACAUAGUUACACUUUACACAAGUGCAAUUUACAUAAGUUACACUUAACAUAGUUACACAUUACAUAAUUACACUUUACAUAGUUACACUUUACAUAGUUACUAGUAAAUUGUUAAUUCAGUCAGGGUGAUUUUUUUUUUGUCUGUGUUUUUAUUUAAGAAGCUGAAAAGGAAAUGAAUAUAACAAUGUAAUCAAAUCAAAUCUCCAUUUAUUUUUGAUCAGUAAAAGAGUUUCAUCUUCAUUUAUAAAAUCGUUAUAUCGAAAUCUUGCCAGCAGUCUGUAAACCCUCCAUGACACACUGGGUAUGACGAGAGACCUGUUGACAAAUGCUGCUCUUUAAAAUAGAACAUUUGUAUUUAAUCCUUUGCUUAGAAAAAUUAAUGACGCCAUAGAGCUUAGUGUGACUGGAUAUUUGUUCUGACUUUUAAAAAAAAAAUGUUUAUGAUAAAUCUGGCCAAGGAGAAAUAAUUCAUUGCAUUUACUGGAUGAUUUCCUCAGACUCUUGAUUGAAAGAGACAUUAUUGUUUACUGUGACCUUCACGGGCACAGUCGUAGACAGAAUGUAUUCAUUUACGGAUGUGAGCAAAAAAGUAAUUCCAAUAAAAGAUUUCAUGAAAGAAUUUUCCCAUCAAUGAUGAGCAGGAACACUCCCGAUAAGGUCAUUAUUUUUAUAAGACGGAUAGAUGUGUUGGAUGGAUUGAUGUGUAGAUGUUAGGUAGCUUGGAGGGAUAGAGGGUUGAUUAAUGGGCCGAUGACUGAAUGGAUGAAUGGUUGAGGUGGAUGAAGAGAUGCAUUUGUAGAUGGGGGUAGAUAACUUGGGGAUAUGUAUUGUUGGCGGAUGGGUGGGGUUGUUAGAUGUGUAGAUGGUAUGUAGGUUGGUAGGAUAGAGGUUUGUUAGAUGGGUAGAUGAUAUGUAGGUUGGUAGGAUAGAGGUUUGUUAGAUGGGGUAGGUGGUUGAAUGGUUUAUUGGAUGAUUGGGUUAGUAGUUUGGUAAUGGGGUAAACACAUUGGUACAUAGUUUUGUUGUUUCUGGUCUAGGUGGGGUUGUUAGGUGGGAAGUGGGAAUGAAAAGUUAGGUAGGUAGUUAACUGGAGUGGAUGGUUUGCUUGGUAGUGCAAGUGGAUGUAUUUUAAUCUCAAACCAAAUAGUAACUUAAAAUUAUGACAGAGAACUGAUAAAUUAAUGACAUGGUUUUUUUUCAGUUCUGCUUCAAAUCAUGCAAGUUCAAAGUUCAAAAGAGCAAGGAAGGAACUGGUAGAGUUGUCAUGUGGAACAUGGGCAUUAUGAACAGCUACACAAUGGAGGUUUGUCUUUUAAGACUGUGAUUUUGACAAUAAAAAUAGAUUAUAAAAAUGAUGUGAUAUCUGCAAAUUAUUUAAUUUUGUAUAUAUUCUUUAGCUAUUGUUACGACAAAGCUAUUCAUGCUAGAAAACAAUUUUUUUUAAAGAUUUAUACUUUGCUUACCUCCAGGCAACUUUCUGUGGGUCAAGUCUCGGCAGAAAGAAAGGCUUUCACUUCAAUCAACGAGAUUUCGAAAUGAUGGGAUACCAUUUCUGUGACACGUUAUUGGAUUACUGUGACCCUGAUAACACAAAGGUAAUGGCUAUAAAUAGUUCUUAUAUAAAUAUGUCUUUGCUUUGUAGGUAUUAGUUCUUAUAUAAAUAUGUCUUUGCUAUGUAGGUAUUAGUUCUUAUUUAAAUAUGUCUUUGCUAUGUAGGAACGUGCAUCAGCCUUACUAAAACUCUGGAAAAAUACAUUGUACAAAUUAAUAGAGCAUCCUCGACAUCUUUAUCUUGUUCUGCAAUCUCUUAAACAGUGUUAACAAUAUUACAUUUUAGCUGUUUUUUUAAAAUUUAAUCCAUAAACAUUAAAAUGGAAAAUAAUGUAAUUCAAUUUUUUUUUUCAAGCUAGAUUUUAAAACCAAAAUGUAAGAGUAAAAAUGUUGUGAAUGAAUUUUUAAAAAUUAUCUGCUCUUUGGUUUUUAUUCAAAUUUUCACAGAUCUGUUCAUGGCUGUUAACUGUCUCCUUCUCUUGAAAUAAAAUUGUGUAAUAUUAUUUAUAUUCAUGUCUUAAUGUUUAAAUGAAUAAAUUCAGAAGUAAACAAACAAUGCUGUCUAAACAUGCUGUUAUUCAUAUAAAUUCUGAUGAAGGUGUUUAUAAUAGAAUAUUUAUUUUUAGAAAAGGGGUGGAAUUUUUUUUACAAUAAUUAUUUUUUAAUUAUAACUUUAUUUUCAUAAUUUAUAUAUUAUGAUAAAAUUUUAAGGAUAAUUAUAGUCUUGUAUGAAUAAUUUAUGAAAACUUACAAAUUUCUAAAGUAAAGAUCACAGUUUUAUCCAAUGUUCUAGAAUUUAAACCUUUUUUGGGGGGCUUUUAAAAAAAAUAAUUAAUUAAUAGUCCUGAUUGGAUAUUUCAUGUCUUUAAAAAAGUAAUUUAAACAAAAUUAUCACUCAUGAGAAAUAAUUGCUUCUAUAAUUAAAUUUAAAAAUUGGCAUUCCUUGAGCAACUUUAUAUAUAUAUAAAUCUAUAUAAUGCUUAAGGAAAUAUGAAAAGUUUUGGCGAUAUUGUUAUAAGCCAUACUGUUUAAAUGUUUUACUGCCGUUUUUGUAGUUCUCAAUUUUAGUGUUUCAAUAUUUAGUAAUUUAAAUCUUGAUGGACUUUUGACAAACUGCUGAUGACCUAUUUCCAUGUUUUAACCAUUGUCAUUCAACCUCUUUUCCAUUUUCUUUUCUAACUUUUCACAUUGGACACUGAUUCACUCAUGGUAACUAACCCUUUAUAUUAUCAUAAAUUUAACAACUUUUUGCAUGUGUAUUUUUUUGGUUUUUCAAUUAUUAAAUUUUUUAUUGAGAGCUUGUUUAGAGUUCAAAUGAAAUAUACCUAAAUUAAACCUGCCGGUGAGCUCAACAACUUUGUAUAUUAUUUAAGUGUUUAUUUCUAUAUGAAAUCAUGAUUAAGGUUCUUGGGUAUUAUUUAAAGUUGUUUAAAUUUUUAAAAAAAUUAUUAAUAGGAUGGGUAAACUAAUUUUUUUUAAAAAUUAUCAGUAGGAUGAGUGAACUAAAGUAGCAUGGAUCCAAGCACUAUAUAAGUAUUCAAUCAAUAAAUCAAUCAAAACUCAAUAAUAAAAUAAUCUUUUACUGGUAGAUAAAAAGUUUAAAUUCUAGUCUGAAAUAACAUUGAAUUAAAUAAAAAAUACAUUAAAAGAAUAAUGAAGCAUUUGAUCAGUAAAAUUUGUGGCCACACUUAUUUAAAUUGGCAUUGACCUAGCAUAAAUCAAUCUCAAACUUCCCUUCAUAUUCAGAUUUAACUUUGCAUAAUGUUUUCAUUUAUUUUUACAUUACAUGGUGUGUAAUGCUUGUAAUAUAAUGUAACAGUUCUAAUAUAUUUGCACACAACGAAAAUAUAAGUUUCAAUAACUGCACCAGAAGGAAUAUAAAAUGAAAUGUACAAUAUUUUAGAAUAGUAUUAUCUUGUGUACUUUAUUUACAAUGCAUAACACAUUGAUUUGGAACUGCUCAAUUAAGUGGUAUAAGUUGGUUAAGGAAUAAAAAGAAAAUUGCAUUCAAUUUGAGAGUUUCCCCCUUCUUUCAAAUUAUUAUUUUUUAAAUUUUAGGUUACUACUGGAGUUAUAAUAGAGGUUGAUUCAUUUUUUAAUAAAUGUAAUGUUUCUAUAUUCUAUCAUUACCAUUAAAAAGUUGUUUAAAUGAUUUUUUAAUGACUUAGAUAUAGCAUACGUUUUACCAUGGACUGUGGUAAUUUUGUUAUCAGAUGAACAGUUUGUCUCUCUUAUCCUAUAUCCUAGUACAACAAAAUUCUGGAUGACCUCAAGGAGAAACAUCAGAUGAUGGUGUUGGCCAAACUGGCAGAGAAAGGCUUGAACCCUGAAGAUGCAGAUGAGUUCAGUGAUUUCUCUACGGACACUGAGUCUAGGUACAUUAGUCAUACUUCAAUUCUGUUACUUUCAAUAGCAUGGAAAGUCAUUGUACAUAUUGAUGCAUUUUAAUACUGGCUAUGACAAACUCUGUAAAGUAGAGUGACACAAGCACAAGAGAUCAACUGUCAGAAAAUAGAACUUAAAAGUGAACAUGUUAAACAGCACCAAAGAUAUGUUGUUCUUGGCAGAAAUUCUUAACAUGCAGUAUUCCCAAAUCACUGUUUUCAUACCAUAUUUCUGUUGGUGUACUUUCAAGUGUUCAUUUUUAAAAACAAGAGAAGAGGUUGAUUUUGUGAAUUACAAAAAGACAAUAAAAUUUCAUUUGGCCCUGGAAUCCAAAAACAUUUCUUUCAUGCAUGAUAGAGUUUUAAGCAAUAAAUGCUCACUAUUUUUUUUCACCUUUAACAUAAGAUUCUCAUUCUAAACCUAAAUAUUAACAGUAGCUUUUAACUGGUAGCAAAGACCAUUAUUUUAAAUUUUUCCCCCCACAUGAUUUUCAUUUUUAACAGUGAUGGAGGCUCAGACAGUUCUAUAUCUGAUGGUCCACCUGUACAUUUACAGUUUGCUACACCAAGGGUAAGUGAUUAAGUCACAGGUUUUGCUCUUUUUCAUGACACAAAGUGAAUACUUAUAGAUUUGUAGAAUAUCCAGUUUCAAAUAAAACCACAUCUUGGAAACCAAUACCAUUUAUUUAAUUACCAUAAUAUUUUUAGGAAUAAGUUGUUCAUUUUUUGCAUGCCAAGAUGACCAAAGCUAUAGUAGAUGAUGAGUGCGCUUUGGUGCCACAGCCCAUGUAGGGCUUUGGCCUGCCUUAUCACAUCUUUCCACUCAGACCUAACAAAUGCUUUUAUUUUCCAUCCUUGGAUUCCCAACUGCUGUAGAUCUAUUUCCACAUCAUCCAUCCAUCUAAGCUUGGGUCUGCCUUUGAGCUGUUUUGAGGUGUUUUGGUGGUGCACCCUCUUCACCCCUCUGUUAUUUGCUAUUCUUUCUAAAUGUCCCGCCCAGCAAAGCCUGCCCUUUUUUUUUCCAGCUACUAACGUGGGAUCCUGAUAUAGACAAAUCCUGGUUGGUUCAUAUUCUCCAUCCAUCUUCAUCCUUUGUUGGUCCAUAUAUUUUCCGGAAAACUUUUCUCUCCCAUGUGGUUAACAGGUUUUCUGUCAUUUUUGUUAGGGUCCAAGUUUCACAUGCGUAUGUUACAACUGGUCUGAUUACAGUUUUAUAAAUAGUUUUCUUUGAUUUUCUUGUAAGGUUUUUACUUCUAAGUAUUUUCGGACUACUGACGUACGCCCUGGUUCAGGCAAAUAUUCUUUCUUUGAUUUCUGUUAGUAAUUCAUUUCUUUCAUUAAAUAAAGAUCCUAUGUAUUUGAAUUGAUUUACUUUUUCAAAAAAGUGAUUUCUAAUUUUAAUGGUUUCACCUUUCUGUUCUUCCCUUAACAAAGUCAUGUAAUUUGUUUUUUUUUGUUUACUUCCAGCCCUGCUGGUAGAGAUGCGUCUUCUAAUUCAAUAAAGGCUUUUGAUAUGUUUUUACUACUUUUCCCUAGCAGUGCUAUGUCAUCAGCAUAUGCAAGAUACUGAAGUGGCUGGUUGUAGACUUGUAGAGUGUGCCCUUUGGUUGUGGGUCUUGGGUUUCCCUCAGAAAGUAUCCUGUUAUUGUUCCUCAGGUGUCAAUAUGUAUGCUUCUUAUAACUCUCUCUAAUGUUAGGUUAAAAGCAUACAAGGCAGUGUCUUAGGCCUCGUCUAUUCUGAAAUUCACUUGAAUAUUCUCCUUGAACCUAAAUUUUGCUGUUACAGUUUUUUUAAUAUUACAUGUAUAAGUCUUGUCAGUUGGGUAUGCCAAAGUCCUGCAAAGUCUCAUAUAGAUAUUUUCUUUUGAGGCUGUCAUAGGCCAUUUUAUAAUCCACAUAGAGUUGAUGUACUAGGAUAUAAUAUUCAUAGCACUUCUCUAAUAGGCAUCUGAUGGUGAAUAUCUGAUCAGUCGUUGAUCUGUUUUGUCUGAAUCCACAUUGGUAGUCACCUAGUAUUUGUUCAGUGUACUGUUGUAGACUUUUGGCAAUUAGUUUUGCCAGUAUCUUUAAUUUAACUUUGAAUAGGGAAAUUGCUCUGCAGUUUGUGCACUGAAAUUUGGAACCUUUCUUGUGUAUAAAGGCUUUUGAUAGUGCUGUUUCCCAUUCUGUUGGGAUUUUCUCUUUUUGCCAAAUUUAAGUUGUAAGUAUAUGUGUUUAAGUGUGUAUUUCUCUUCCUCCAUAGUUAAUGUUAUGCUGUGAUGAGGUCUUUUCCUAGGGGCUUUGUGGUUUUUCAUAGAAUUGAUUACUUCUGUAGUUUCUUCCAAAGUUUAGAAGUUUAUUACUGGUCCUACAUGUGGUGAUUGAUAAUUUUCAUCUUGUCCAUUGUCUGCAUUUAGUUUGCCCUCACUUUAUUCAGUCUAUCUUUACAGUACUUUGCUAUUUUCUGUAAUUACUUCUCCAUCAUUGUUCUCACACAUUUGAGGUCUGGCUUGGUAUCCAUUCUUUUCAUUUUUUAUCUUCAUGUACAUUCCUCUAAUAUUUCCCUCUCUUGGUAAGUCGUCUAUUUAUUUUAGUUAAGCUUUUUCUCAUCCCCUUUUCUUCUUUCUAUACAUUUUGUGGCUUUCCUUCUUACUUCAUUGCAUUUUUGUCACAUCUUCCUGGUUCUGGUUCUGUUAGUGUUCGUUGCUGCAUCCAUAUACUGGCAUCUGUGCAACGGUUGGGGAGCGAUGUUGCUAUUCUAACAGCUUCUAGGAGAUGCCAGGGCAGCCUUGAAGCUUUCAACUAACGUUGAGUCCACAGCGGCAUUGUCCAGGUGGUUCCAAGCAAUUAUUGUGUGUGGGAAGAAUGAUUGUUUAUACUGCACUGUGUUGCACCGAGACACGAUGAAGCAUUUACUGUUGUUUCGGGUGUAAUUGUUUAUGGGAAUGUCAGUGGUGAAAUCAGUGUUUAGUGAGCGUUUGGCUCUGAUCAAUCGACCCGGUUUCUGUGGGGUGAGGUAUGUGCCUGCUGGGAUGGCCGGCACCAGUCCCAUGACCACUUUAUAUAAGAAUAUCAGGUGGAGUCUCUCUCGUCUGUCUUUAAGGGGGGGGGGAUGUCAAAUCUUUUUAAGAGGCCAGUGACGAAGCCAGGAGUGGUGGAUUUGUAGUUAUGUGCAAUGAAGCGCACCGCGUUACGUUGAAUUCGCUCCAUCUUGUCCACGUCUUGCUUAAGGUGUGGGUCCCAGAUAAUUGCACCAUAUUCUAGUAGUGGACGGACGAGUGCAAGAUAGGCGUUUCGUUUGCAGGAAGUUGGGCAGUGGUGCAGAUUUCUUUGUAUGAAACCAAGUGUGGUGUUGGCUUUUUUUGAAAUUGUGUUUAUAUGGGGUGACCAUUUUAGGUUAUUUGAGAAGAGAAUUCCAAGGUAUGGACUAUUGAAUACUUGUUGGAGAAUGGUCUUGAUUAGACAGUACAUAUAGGUUGAUGUCUUUUUUCUUGAGAUGCUCAUUGUGUAGCAUUUGGUUUCAUUAAAUUUCAUGCCCCAUUUGUCCGCCCAAUUCAUAAGGCACUUCAGAUCUGCUUGGAGGUGGUUGUGGUCAUUGUAGCCAUUUAUCUCUCUGUAUACAAGACAGUCAUCUGCAAACAGCCUCACUUGGGAUUUUGCAGUAUAAGGGAGGUCGUUUAUGUGACAGAGAAAGAGAAGGGGGUCCAGCACUGUAUCUUGAGGAACUCCUGAGUCUACGGUAGCUUUCCCUGAUCGGACGCCAUCUACCACUACUUGCAUGGUACGUUGUGUUAGGAAUGUUGAGAGCCAGGAGUGAAGGUUGCUGGUAAUGCCGUAGUGGUGAAGCUUAUGUAGAAGAAGGCUGUGUGGAACAGUGUCGAAGGCCUUGGAGAAGUUGAGAAUUGUCAUAUCAACCUGGUUACCUUUGUCAUAGGAGGCGAGGAGGUCAUUGGUAGUGAUGAUUAAUUGAGUUUCUGUUGAGAAUCCAGAGCUGAAACUGUAGUUUAGGUUGGUUUCCCUUUGUAUCAUGAUUAUUCAUGCCUUGUUCCUUUCUUGAACAGUUUCACUGUAUUCAUUAUCAAACUAACCAGCCAACUCAACUGUUAGUUUACUGAAAUCCUACUACUUUUUCUGAUGAUUUUUUCCAUAGCAUUUUUUUUAUCCUAUCCCACUGUUCCUAUUGGUUGUUUUCCUUGUUUACUUCCUCCUGUGAUGCUUCUAGUUGUGCUUCUACUUCAUUUGCUACUACCUGGUAAGCUUUUGUGGUUAGUGGGUCUUUGGUAAGUUUUUGGUAAUCAUAGCGUUUCUCUCUUUGAUGUCGGCCAUUGUGAAUUAUGCUUCUUCUCUGUUUAUAUUUAACAAUUACAAGUAGAUGGUCAGAUUCUGCAUCUCCUCUUGAUAGCUUUUUACAUCUAGUAUGGCUGACCCAUGCCUCUAAUCGAUAAGAACAUUGUCAAUUUGGUAGUGAGUUAUUCCAACUGGUGAGUUCCAAGUAACUUUAUGUACAUUUUAGUGUGAAAACUUGGUGCUGAUGUCAUCCCUUUUCUUAAAAAAAAGUCUGUGAGUCGGAUCCCAUUGUCAUUGGAUUCUUCAUGUAGACUCUCCUUGCCAAUAUUUGGCAUGAACACUUUUUCUUACCCUACAUUAAAGUCGACAAUCAAUAUUUUAAUAUCAUGUCAUGGUGGCUCAUCAUAGAUCGUUACCAGCGUCUCAUAAAAGGAUUUUUUUAUCUGACAUUCUGUAUCUUGGGUGGGAGCAUGAACAUUUAUAAAUGUUAUAUUAAACCUUUUCCCUCGCACAUGCAAAGAGCACAAUCUUUCAUUCUCUGAUUUAAAACCUACCAAUGCACCCAUGGCUUCUUUCUUCACAGCAAAUCCUGUUCCAAGAAUUUUAGUAUUGUUGCCACUAUAAAAUAUGAUCUAGCCUUUUGUCUUGGGGAUGUCUGGAUUUUUCCAUCAAAUUCCUUGCAAGGCUGCUAUAGAGAUUUUAUAUUUAAUUAGUUGGUCUAUUAGGUUGGCUAAGGCUCCUGCUCUCAACAGGCUUAUUACAUUCUAAUUCGCAAUCCAAAAAUUAUGUCUAUAUCCAGGAAUAGGUUGAUUUCCAUUGUAAUCAGUCCGGGUUUAUUUUGUAGUGUGGCUUUUGUAACAAUUUAUUUUUUACAUGCCCAGGUUGUUAGCCCUGUGCACAACUAUCUAGGGGGCCACCCCUCACAGCUCUCUAGGUAGCUGCCUUAAUUUUUGGGUAAGAUUCCAUGGCCUUUGUGGAUCCCUUCACUUCCUACAAGGCAGCAGGUUCUGAUUUUGGUCCGCUCCGGAUAUUUUAUUUACCCAGUACCCACCAUAUCUUGUGUGCUUUCCCCUAUCCACCACCUGGGGAGGUGCUAGAUGGAAGAUCAUUAUCUAUGCACAAAGCGCAGGGUGCCUGCUAGUCCUAUUUGUGUCUGGAAAGCUUUCCAGCUAGUGGGAAACACAUUGUUUUGGGUCCUAAUAGUUUUGAUGAAUAUAGAAACAAAAUGGUUACAAAGCUUUCGUUAAUAUUUAUUGUUUUUAAAUUGAGCUUUUAACAGAAUAGCUGGAUAUAGUUCCAAUAUAAUAUACCAUCUAAUAUACCCAUGUAAUAUACCAUCUAAUAUACCCAUCUAAAAAUAAACUGUGUCUCAGAUUUGUGUAAAAAAAUAAAUAACAUUCAUUAAGACUCAAUUGCUAAAACAAAAUUUUGCUGCUAAUUUUAGAAAUUUAUAUUCAUAUCAUUUGGUGUCAUAUAUACACUGAUAUUAUCAAUGCUGACUCUUAUGAGAGGGUUAUAUAAAAGUUUGUUUAUGGUUUUCAUUUAAAAUAAAACCUAUAAUAAUGAAAAUACAUAUUUAUGUAUGAAGAACAAUUUCAUUUUUCCUUUUCAAAGUUUGGUUCUGCUUUUUAGAUGACUUUCAAAAAUUUCUAUUUUAAAAUUUCAGGCAAUUAAUGCUGUAUGUUUUAAAAUGUAUUCUCUGAUUUUAUGAACUCUUUUAUAUGUAAAAACUAACUUCUGUUUUUAUUGGAGCCUGCGCUACACCUUAUAGUAUACUAAAAUUAUCUUUUUAAUAUUGUGGUUUGCACCAAACUGCACAUGGGUACUUUUAUUUCAAAAGCACUACCAACUUAUCAACCAUUUUUGUAUACCGCACAUGAUUAUUUAGUCUAUACUCCUGGGAUAUGGCCUGCUGACCUCAAUAAAUUCUUUUUUUUUAAAAUCCUAAAAACUAAUAAUAAUUCUAAUAAUCUUUUUGAAAAUGGAAAUGCUGAGAUAACUUAUAAUUAUAAGCUAUUGUUUGAAUCCAACAUUCUAACACUCAAUGUUUCUAAUUAUUUUAUUUCUUUUCCUGUUCAUAGUUUUUUAAAAUCCUUUAUAUUAACUUCGCUUUUGUUCAAGGAUGGCUGGCUGGGUGGGAAGACUGGCAAAAUCUUCAAAUGACUAAUUGACCCACUUCCCAUCAACCUAUCAAGCUGAAAUUUGGCACAUAGGCUCGUUGUCAAUGACAACACAUUCUGUAAAAUUUUCAGCCCUACCCCCAACACCCAAAUCACCCUUUUUCAAGGGGAAGAUGAAGAAAAAUAUGAUGACACUGAUUUACCAAAUCAAAUUCUCGUUAAGAUUCUUUUAAAAUGCGUUUGGUGCAUAAUGUUUUCUCUUUUUUUUUCUGAAAUAGUUCAUGAAAUAAAUCUGUGGUGUAAAAGUGGGUAGGUCAUUAGAAUAUCAAUAUAGCUCAGGGGCAUUAAAAAAAUGUGCGGUUGUGAACCUUGGACUUGGAAGGAGCACUAAUUGGGAUUCUUAUAAAGUCUGUUACUAGUAUGCAUGUUUUGUCAAAUUUUCAGCCUCAACAUCCCCCCCCCCCAACCAUAGAUCAAAAUUACAUUUUAUAAAGGAUUUAUACACAAAAAAGUAUUUUUAAUGGUUGUUUAAUUAUUUUCAGUUUUUUUUUUUGUCAUGUUACUUUUGCACAAAUUUCAAUUUUUGAGCACUAAUUGGGAUUCUUAUAAAGUCUUUUACUAGUAUGCAUGUUUUGUCAAAUUUUCAACCUUAAAAUCCCCCCCCCCCCAGCCAUAGAUCAAAAUUACAUUUUAUAAAGGAUUUAUACACAAAAAUGUAUUUUUAAAGGUUGUUUAAUUAUUUUCAGUUUUUGUUUUUGUCAUGUUACUUUUGCACAAAUUUCAAUUUUGAUAAAGAGAGCAUCUUGAAUAUUUUCUUUUAUCAAUCGAUAAACAUAAUUUUAGAAUUGUCUCUGAAAAAUUGACUUAGACUGACAAAUAAUUUAACACACAGAAUUUUAUCCGCCUUUGCAUAUUUUAUCACAAGUGGUAUUAAAAAUGCUACUGUUGUUUUUGUGUAACGCAGGCCUAUUUGAUUUCAUUACCGUACCUCUGUAUUAUUAACAUGUAUAUAUCUGGCAGUACAUAAACAGCUGCCAUCAUACUUUUUGUUUUUCCCCCCAUCAUUAUUGUUUCACUAUCCUUCAGUUAAUUUGUUCAACCAUCCCAUUUCAGUUUUAAAAAAUUAAAUUGACAACAUUAAAAUUAAUGAGGGUUUUAAUGCUAAACAAUUUUAAUUUAGUAGAAGUGCAGUAAGAGUUCGUCCCAUUAAUUAUUUUUGUUAGAGAUAGUUUUAUGAUUUAAUUUGUUAAAGUCAUUUUCAAUAUAAAAAUAACAUGCUUAUUUUUUUCUAAUGCUAACUUAUCUCUAUUCAAACUUUUUAUAGCCUAAAAAGAAGAAAUUAAAAUCCAAGAAAGACAGAGAUAAAGCCAGUAAAGAGGAUCAAAGAAAGACAACGCCAGUUGUAAGUAAAUAUGCUCUCCUAAAACAAGUUGAGUUAACUCAAUUUAUUACUCUUCUAUUUUCUUAUUGUUCUUGUACUUGUAUUGACAUUUAUAUUUAAUACUGUUAAGCUUAAAACAUUAUUUUAUUUGAACAGUUUAAAACUAUAAUAUUAACCAUUAAUGUGAUAUAUUUGUUAAAAACAAGGCUAAUCAAUGCAGCCGCAUAUUCUGCUAAUUUGAAUUUUUUAAAUUAUGAUACCAUGUUUUCUCAUCAUAGGAGGAUAAAAGAAUGAGGAACAAUCAGGUCAAACCACUGAAGCAAGAAGCAUCAAAGGUAAAUUAAAAAUUCCUAAACAACAUUCUAAGCACUGUUAAAAUAUAAUAUAUAAUAAUUUUCAUCAUCACACAUUCAACAAAAUAAUAUUUAAAAAAAAAAAAAAAGGAAACUUUUACCUUAAUUUUAAUUAAUUCAGAAACAUUUCUGAGUAUUAUUUUAAUUAGCAGAAUUUGUUAUGCUUUAAUUAUCACUUAAUUUUUUCAAAUAUAUUUCAUGGAAUGAAUCAAGUUUCAUAGGUUCAGAGCACCCUAUGGAACGAGAGUCUUGCAAAAAAACACAAAAAAAAAAGGGGGGGGGGGGNGGGGGGGGGGGGGUGCAAAGAGAGAAUUCACCACAGCACCAACAUCAGGGGGUGGGGUGUGUGUCAAUUUUGUCCUUCAUAGAUAGGUAAACGAUAAAAUCCCACGCACUUCACAAAGACAAGGGGCGCCAAAAUCGCUAUUUUAAUGGUCCGCCCUGAGCAAAACCUGUUUCAUUAUAUUGAUUGGUGCCAUUUUCAGGCUUUGCCACAGGCAACACUUUUCCUUGGAUGGCCCUGUAUGAAACAAAUUAAAUAUGAAACCCAAUUAAAAUUCUUCCACUGUUAAGGUCUUGUAAAUCACUUUUUUUUACUAUCUUUUAGCCCAUGAAAUAUACUUCCAAUGGCACCAAACGUACAAGAGCAAUUGAUGAACGUACUAACUCUGGAAUCCCUGUUUUUGUUCAGGAGAGAUUUGAAGAAAAGCAACAGAAAAGGGUAUAAUAAUACCUUGUGUUUAUAAAUGACUCUUGUUUCCAAAGCCUCAAGUGUUUAAAUCGUACAUUUUUUAAAUUGGAUUAGUUCAUACCCAUUCUCAGUUUAAAAUUGACAGGUUAAGCCUUAGUGUUAGAUAAUUUUGUUAAAAAAUGUUGUUUAAUACCAUUUUUAAUAAAUGAAAUAACUUUGAUUGUUUUUUUAUUCACAAAUUGUAUUACAAAAUUAAAUUUUAUCGUAGAUUUAGUUGUCAUCUCUUAAUUUUGAAAAAAAAAAAAAGAAAAGAACAUGAAAAUAUAAUAAUAUUAUUAUUGUCAUUUUAUUCUUUAUAUUUGUGGGUUUAAUUGACAAAGAUAUUCCAAGUAGCUCUUACGUUAAUAAGUAUUUUGCUUCUAAGAAAUAUAGUUUUAAUGUUUUAUUAUUAUUUUUCUCAGCAUGACUAUCUUGAAGCCCUGACAGCUGCAUAUAUCAGCAACAAUGUCCCCAUUGUUACAGAUCCAGGUAGGCCUGAAAGUUUCUUAUAUGAUUGAAGAAUAUUUAUUGUUGUGUUUUACUAUUUGUGGACUAGCAUUACAAUUACCUGUGUUGAGUUGGUAGUAUAAUUUGACCUCCUUUAAAGUUACAUCCCUGUGUUUAGUUAGUAAUAUGAUUGAUUUGACCUACUUUCAAGUUACAUCCCUGUGUUUAGUUAGUAAUAAGAUUGAUUUGACCUACUUUCAAGUUACAUCCCUGUGUUAAGAACAAUGGCUAUAUUAAUAAUUAUACAUACUUCCUCCUGUUGCACUUAGUAUAUCUACCAUCUCCUGUGUUUUUAUAAUGUAACAUCUCAAUUAUUGUUUUGUAAUCAUAUAUUGUAUUUUGCUUAUUUCACUGCAUUUCACAAAUUUUAAAACAACAAAGCAUUCUAUCUCAGAAUUAAGCAUUUAAAAUACGGUAACAAAUUUCUUUUAGGAAAUUAACAUUACAGUAUUAGUUAAUGAUGUAAAUAUUUGAGAUUUAUUAAUUGAUAUUAUAAUUUUAAUUGGCCUGCACCUUUUAGGCUAAAGAUAAUGCAAUGACUGGUCCCUUUGUCUUUUAUACUUACAUUUGAUUCUAUGACAUAAUUUAAUUUAAUCAAUUUAAAUUUCCUGCAUUUAUUUAUCCCCAAUCACAGCAUUUGUUAAACUGGAUUGCAACCAAAACAAAGGUACUGGGUUGUCUUCUUACAAAACUUUUAAUAUCUGUUUGGUGUUGGAACUUUAAAAAUCAGCACCAUUUUUUAAAAAAAAUGCAUAUUAUCAAUACUUCUCACAUUUUCUUAUGUUCUAAAAAACUGUAAGUUUCAUCAUUAAUUUCUCAUAUAAAAUAAAUUUCAUUUUAUGCAAUGUGUAAUAUUAAAUUCCUUAAUUUAACUUUCAGAAUAAAACACAUUUUGAUUGUUAAAUUUAAUGGAAAUUAUAUAAAUUCUUGACAUGACUAUGGCCUUGAACAAUUAAUCUCUAUCUUUUCUCUCAUGGCUUAAAGAAACUUUACUUUUUAACUUUCUUUUAAAAUCAAGAAAAAGUAAAAACUAUGAUGAGGAAUCCUUUUUUUUUCCUACUGUAUAAGCUUUUAUCCUCUUAGCAUAGCAUUAGUCACUAAAAAGUAUAUAUUUUUUUUAAACGAGAACAUUUUACAAAUUAAAUACAAAUAUAAUUUUUGUUCAAAUAUAAAAUAACUAAAUUUUUUGUAGCAUUGAAUUUUUUUUUCCUUUUUAUUCUGCUCCAAAUUUGUAGAAAGAAUUAAACAAGAACAUUUUUAACCAACUAUUUUUAUGGAAAUUGAUUCAAAAUUCCUUUCUUUUUCUUCAAUUUAAAAAAUUAAAAAGUUUUUUUUUUAACAAUCUCAGACAAAAAAAAAUAUGACUUUAGAUACAUGACUUUAAAUGCAAUCAUGAAACGUGUGGUUGUUUUCUUUUGAAGAAAUAAAGUGAUGCAUUUUAUCACAAAUUCAAUAUUGAGGAUUAAAAUUGCUUUGUAAACUAAAUCUGUGAAAUCUUUGACUGUGACCAAGUACACUACUUCAAUAACUGAAAUUUAUUACCCUAUUUGUUAGGAGAAAUGGAAUGUUACAAGGAUACUGAGAUACUGCCAAGUAGUGAUAAAUGUAAAUUUAUCAUUUUUCCUUGUUUGGUCAUUAUUUGGGCUGAAAAUGGAAAUAAUUUUAAAUUUCUUACACAAUUGCACCUGAGUAUUUUUUAUUAUUACAGAUGUUAUAAAAAAACACAAUUUACUUUACUUUCUAAUACAUAAUAAAUAUAAAAAAUGUAUAAUUCAUUCUAACAAAUUUAAUACAUUUAUCUCUGAGGAUGCUGUGCCUAUUAAGUUUGCUGCAUAUUAUUAUCUGAUCUAUGAAAGUAUGAGAUUACCGGGAUAUUGUUUCAUUCAUUAUAACCUUUAACACGGUUUGUUGCCUGUGAGCUAAAUCCUACAAAAAAAAAGUUUUUCUCAAUAAUUCUAUGUUGUUAUUGUAUGGAAUUACUAAACCAUGCCUAUCUGAAAUGGGCUUUCAAUGAGAACUUACUGUACUCAUUCCAUUUGUGCUUUCUCAUUGCUGCAACUACAGCUCUUACUCAGCUGUUAUACAACAGCUUAGUAUUUAUCAAAACCUCAACAGCUGCAUUGGAUCUUGUUUUUUUCCCCCCACACUAAAAAAUUACAAAGUUGGGUUAAAAUGCUGCACAUAUGUUCCAGUGACAUUUCAAGAUACACCAUUUAUUUGUGGAAUACUUAAUUGAUGCUUAAAAAGAAUAAUUUAAUCUCAAAAAGAUUUUUAAAAUACAAAUACCCCUAAAGAUGUCAUUGUAGAUACCAGUGUUCACAACAAUAAUUCUAUAUUUUAUCAAUCUCAAGUAACAAGAGGAGUAUUUUUUUCUUUUUAAUUAAACCUAAAACUUUGCAGCAAGAAGAGAGUGGAUUAAGUCAUCAACUAUAAAUGGCAAGCAGCCUUCAAAAAUUGCAAUGGCAACUUCAGAUAUUUGGUCCCCUGACACUUUUGUCAUGGGGUCUAGUCAAGGUAACUAGGAACAAUGGAAAUAGAACACUGAAAUGCAAUGUAGCUUCACCUCUGGACUUUAAGUAUUUUAAAGGCUUAGAAAAUUGUACAUUUAUUUGUAAGUUUUCCUCCUUUAACACCAAUAAACUUCUUUACUAAUGACAUAUCUGAUACUAGAUUUCCCUUAGAGCUAAUAUUUAUUCUAAUGGCAAAUACUAUUUUAAUUACAAUUUUUUUUAUUUUUGGUGUUAAAAAGAACAUCAGAAACUUUGCACAAUAUUAGUUGGUGCAGACCACAGCUCUGGAAUCAGAUAUUUUGCAUGUUUUUUAAUCCUUUAAUAUAUCAGUUUGCAGUUUUUAUGGAACAGGAUUUAGUGCUCUUCCUUAACUUAAUAUAAUUUAUAAUCAGCUUUUCAACUGUUGUUAUUAAGUUGAUAUGAAUUACCAUAUAAGUUUUAAAAAAUUGAGUAAAAGUAAAAAUUAACAAAUUAAUUAAAUGUUAAUAUUUAUAUUUAAUUAUUAAUUGGAUUUUUUUUUAAUGAUCGAAAACUACUUACAGUAAAUAGUAAUAUACUUACAAUUUUUCCUUAUGCUAUGUAAUGCAUGUUGGUGAAUUUUACAUACAAUCAAUAUAUUGAUUUUUCCAAAUUUUAUCAUAUUAAAUUACCCUGUUAUUUAUUAACUGUGAAAAACUAAUGGCUGUACUAUCCAUUGAACUCAAUAGAGAUUACUGUUAAAUGGCUAAAUAUCAAAUUUGCCAGAUACGUAUAUUGUAUGAUAGGCUAGGAGGAGUGGCUGUUAUGUAUUUGAGUCCCGGAGAUUUUACUGCAUUACUUUUUAUACAUUCCCAUGCUUAUAUUUUAAUUAAAGUAGAUCAAUUAUAUUCUGAUGUAAGUAAAUUAGAUACAUCCCAAUAAAAAUUUAAUGGGCUUUGAUUAUUGCACAGUGAGUUUGUAGAUAUUAUUAUUGAUACGCUCUGUAUUCCACUCUGUGUAAUUUUAUAUCUUUCAAAAAUAUUAUUUCUCUUGGAACUCUCAAUCUUGAUGCUUCUUUAGUUGUACAUUUUCGCUACUCUGGGGCCAACGCUGAUCGACAGAAUUUUGAAAGGCGUGAGAAAACCCCAGGUUCUCAAACUAUUGGUGAAGGUAAAUCAGCAGUUGAAACCUCUCCUAGACGUGUCCUGCGUGGCUGCAUUAAUUUUACAAUCAACUAAUAUAUUCAACAAAAGACAUGUAUGGCUAAUUAUGCUUGAUUACUAUAUACUCUUACAUGAAUUAUAUUUUUAAAUUAUAUCUGUACAAUGAUAUUGUUUUUAUCACAUGUAAUCAUGAUUAAUUUUUCCAUAACUUAGGUUGCAUUUACACUAUUAAGAAAAGGGACACAUGUACUUGAAAAAAAUUAACAAAAUUUAAUAAUUAGUCCUGCUAGAAAGAUUUUAUAUAAUUUUUGUCCCCGUGAAGUAACCUCUUGAAAUUGCUGUGUACUGGCCCUAAUCUAGUAACCCGAUUGAUUUAGUUCUUUGAAAGGCAAUUAUAGAAACUAACUUAAUUAAGCUCUUUAAUUUAUUCAGCUUGUUUGACUUUUUCUUUCAGUGAUAUAACAGACACUUAAAAAUUGAUGAUGCUUAUAAUUUAAUAAUUAGAUGUUACCAAAUACCAUGUAAAAAAAAAAAAAAAAAUAGAGUGAGUAGACAACAAUGAAAUUUUUCUCAUAACUGUGAACCAUGAUAACAUUUUUAUUGGACAAGGUGGAAAGAUAAGCAGCACAAUUAAUAAAUUCAAGGUUUCUGACCCGAAUAUUUUUAUUUCCUUAUUAGAAUUCUUAAACAAAGUUCCUGUGCAAUUGACUUCUACAUUUUAACAAUUAUCGGUGUGCUUUUUCAUGAUAUGUUUGCUUGAAUGCAUAUAAAAAUACUAGAAAAAUCUGUUUAUUUUCCUUUUACUGUGAUCCAUAAUAUUGCACAAACAAAAAUAAAUUACAUUUAUCUGACUGAAAUAACAAAUUUAAUUCAGCUAAUACAGAUGCAGAUAGGUUCCAAUCUGUUUAUCAUGAACUUGAACUGCGAAAGCUGACUCCCAAAUGGCUACAGGAAGAGGCAGCCAGACAGAUAAAAACUGCCAAGAGAGGUAGUGAAGUAAUGUUCUGCAUGAGCUUCGCUAUUUCCUUGCCUUUGCAGCCUCUCUGUGAUCAUUGUGUUACUAACAUGCCACCUACCUGGCUAAACAUGCUUGAACCUACUAAUUAAAACAUAUACAAUUCAUGUAUUUUUAUUUUUUCAAAAAAGUUUAUAAUAUACAUCAUAUUUGUAUUUCUGUGGUUAGUAUAAGAUGUUAAAACUUAAUAUUAAACCUUAUUCUAUUUAAUUUCAUGGCUCCCUUCUCGCCAUCUCCUACUAGUAGGUGAUGAAAAGUAAAUAAUAACCAUCUUUUUUUAACAUAGCUAUAGGCCUACAUCUUCACCCAAAAGAUUUUUUAAAAACCUGUUAGAUAAUGGUUAUAAUCAGAGCUAUUCUUUGACUUUAUAGGCACCAUCUUCACCUCUGAUAUACGGUACAUAGAGCUGUACAGAAUUAUUACUAGAUGGUGUCAUUUUUAUUUUCCCCCUUACAUAGAAAUUAUUGCUCAGUAUGAACUCAAUAUUUUUUAAAUCAGUUCAAUUUUGAAUUUACAAUCACUUUUACUCUGGCAAGUGUGACUUAAGUAUGUCAUUAUACACAAGAAUAUUAUCACACCUCUAAUUUGACCUCUAAAUUUUCUUCUUUUCAAACUCCUAGAGUUUUUUUUAAUGCCUAAAGUAACCCAGUGACACCGCACUGUUGACUUGAAUUUGUGCACUGGUAACAGCACUGUUUGCUUAUUUUCUUCACUAUUUAGGUGAUCCACCAUUUAAGAUAUCCCGUCUCUUUGGGAGAAGGGAAGUCCCCAAAUGUAAGGGCUUCUUUGGUAUAUGUAGAAACAUAGUUUCUUUUUUUUUAAAUCUAAAGAUAACAGUUUUCUUAAAGAACAUUUCAAUCAUUUUAUCAUUUUUUAAAAUAGUUUAAAAAUAUUCCUCAUAUUUAUACACUCAGCUUCACUGUUUUUAAAAUGUAUCUCCUGAGCUUAGAGGGAUACCAUACUUCUUAAAACAGACUUCAUGACCAAAUUUUCUUAUUUUCCUUCUGUUGUGUAUUUCUUAUAAAGUGUAAGCACUUUGAUAAAAUUAUCUAAUUUUUUCAUUGUUUUCCCAAAUAUGGGCCCACUUCUGUCUGACAACUGAAAAACAACCCUUUAAACCCUUGAUGACAGAAAUGUCCAAUCAGUGCUCUCCCAGGUCACCAGACUUGAUUUGCUUAAAAAGCCUCUGUUGUUCAUCCUGAUUUUGGUCAGGGGGAGAUAGUGAGUUAUUAAAACCAUCACAGGACAUCGUUGCUACUAAAUAUUGAGAGAUCAUGCACUUUGACAUGUCAAUACUUAAGUCUCACUUGUGCAUUAAUAGUUAUUCCAUGGAGUACAAAUUGAAUGCCAGACUCGCAAAAGCUAGUGCAAUAUUUGGCAGACUCCGCAGCUCUGCUUUGAACAGGCGAGGUAUCAGAUGAGAAACGAAGAUCAAGGUCUAUAGUGCAGCAGACCUCUAGACAUUCCUCUAUGGAUCUGAAACGUGGACAGUCUACCAGCAUCACGCCAAGAAACUAAACCACUUUCACACAAGCUGCCUCAGGAAACUUCUCGGCAUCAGGUGGCAAGACAAAAUGCCUGACAUGGAAGUCCUCGCUAGAGCAAACCUACCUAGCAUCUUCACCACUCUGAUGCAGUCUCAACUCCAUUGGGUGGGACACGUAGCCCAUAUGAAAGACAACCAGCUCCCUAAACAGAUAUUCUUCGGAGAACUCACGAUAGGCAAGCGCUCCCAAGGAGGUAAAAAAAAGCGUUACAAAGAUUCACUGAAAGCAGCACUAAAGGCUUUCAGCAUCAACCCUAUUGAAUGGGUGCAGACAGCCCAGGACAGAGCCAGGUGGAGGUCAGCUGUCAAGAAGGGGGCUCAUUCUCAUGACGCCAGUAGGAUAGCCACAGCUGAGACACACAGGCUGGCUCGAAAGAGCAACCUUACAUUACCGACUACAGCAACUAUCCCCUGCCUGCGGUGCCAGAGAUUAUUCCGAGCACGGAUCGAACUAGCAAGCCACCUAAGAACUCACUGUGGACCCCCCCCCCACCACCCUAACAGGAUGACCAGAUGGUCCUAGUCGAUGUUGACUUACGAACAACAUUCCAUCAGUAAUGCUCCCAAAAGUAUUGAUUUAAUAAGUUUGUUCAGUUAAUAGGGUGGUUAAAAAAAUGUCAAAUACCCUCCCUCCUGCUUUGCUACCCACUCCCAUCACUAUUCAACUGGGGGUGAUAUCUUUAACUUCAUACCAUUGCAAUGAACCUUAACUUUAACUAGAAAAUGUAUUUAAAUAGUAGCUAGUUUUCAUUUUUAAAUUUCUCUAACAAUUAAAUUAAUGGAAAUCAUUUAUUGUCUGCUAAGAAAGAGUAUAAAAACAUAAUACUUCUAAAAGUUCAAUUUUUUGUUCUAAAAAUUUAUUUAUUUUUUUUUUAAAUUUCAUACUUUGUCUUAAAUACAUUAAUGUAUGUGCCUAAAAACUGUAAAGUUAAUUUUUUUUUACUUUAAUAUUAUUUUAAAUUUAAUAAACAUAAAUUCACAGAUUCAUCAAGUUUUCAACAUCAUAACAAAAAAUAAAAACUUUACAAUUAUUAAAGUAUCAUUUUCAUAAUUUAUCCUCAUUGAGUUAAAUCUUAUUCUUAUCUUUACUCAUUAACCUCCAUAAAUAUCUACAUAAUCUAUAUACAUUUCUUGGAGAGCACAAAAAACACAACUUAUUUUAACUUUUUUUCUCUCUCGCUCAAAUGUUAAAAAACUAAUAAAUUACUUUAACAUCUUUUUUAGUGACUUUAUUUCCCCUCUGUUAGUUUAUAGUUGUAAACAAGGAAGGCUUGAAAUAUCUUUUCAACAAGAUCUUUGUUUUUGUUGGUCCAUUUUAAACUGAGUGAGACAAGGAAAUAACCCGCCUAUCGAUGAAUUUGCCAUUGCAUCUUGUUAUUCUUGAUAUUGCUUCAAUAAAUUCACUCAUAAUUUUUCUUUGAUCCAUACGUAAUCUUAUUUGACGGUUACUAUAACAGAAUUAAUUUUUUUGUUGAAAAAAACGUUUGUGAUUUUUGGCAAUCAGUUACGUCACGCUCUUCAGUUGAAAUAUUUGACAACUAUUUUUAAUAAACCGCAAACAGCUGAAGCAUCCAACAUGGAGGACCUUCUUAAAGCCCACCUUGCCCAUAAUGCCACUACCAAUCCUAUGAACAGAAGAUACCAUCCUCACAUCCUGGAGGUAUCAGCUGCUCAACAAAGACAAACUGAGGCUCUGUCACGUGACAAGAACAGUCCAAUUAAAAAACAUCCAAAUCCAUUUGAUGAAACAUUGGAGCCAUCAAAAAAUGGUUUGAAGUAUUUAAUUUAUAUGCUAUAAAAUGGCAAUUUAGUUUUUCUGAUAGUUCAAUGCCAGGCAAACUUAACAUAUGAUAGUUAAAAAAAUACAUGAAUGUCACAAAUUUUUUAAAAUCAAGACUUCUUCUUUCAUAUACAAUUUCAAAUUAAGUAUAAAAGCAUGUUACACCCUCACUUAUUAAGUACCUACAAGUGAUUCAAAAGCUAAAAACAAAAGGGCUACUGUAUUGUUUUUAUCCAUUUUUGUAGACAUAUUUUGUCAUCUGCGUUUGUUACAGAAGAUGUCAAAUAUUAUGUUGUUAAAUUUGCUUUUUUUCUCAGCCACUACAGAUGUGCCAGUUGUGCCACCAGCAGCAAGCUCAGCACCUAACAAAGUAAAAUUGACACUUGUUCAGGGGCCACCUGCUUCUCAAGACAGCCAUCCUCCUACACCAGAAGAACCAGGUAAAGAAAACAUCAAACACCUUUUAUAUGCUCAAACAAGUAGAACAAUCACCGUACUGCUGGUGCUGGCUGGUAUGAGCACAUAUAAAUAAAUGCUACAUCAAAUACUUUUUGCUGUAGCGAACUUAUUAUGAACUUCCGUGUGGUAUUUUCAAGAUGUCAAGCUGUGUCCUCCUACCUGAUCAUAGAAAUAAUAUGACAAAAAGUUGGGUUUUUUUGGGGUCUUUUUAAUGAUGCAGUGGUUAUUAAUUAUGAAUUAGAAUGUAUUACUGCUGAUGCUGUUGUUUUUACUGGAUCCGGUUAUAGGAUUUUUUUGUUGUGUUUAAAUAGUUUAAUGGUAAAUGAAAUAGUUCACAAACAAUAAUGACAACAAUGAGUUUCGUAUACAUAAAUAUGAGGAUUUACUGUUUACUGUUUCACAAAAAAAAAAAAAAAUCACAUACUCUGGGCUUUCUUUGACAUGAUUAACAUUUUUGGAGAAUAUUUUUAAAAAAUCAUUCAUUUCAAACUUUGUAAUCAUAUUUAGACUCUUUUAAAACUAUGUAUAAAUACUUGAGCCAGUCAUGAGCUGAAAAUUUUAUUUCAACAUUUUUAAUAACAGAAUUGAUUCUCAAGUCAGGUAUUUUUAACCCUGGAACUGUGGUAUGCAUCAUUCUGUGGUGUGGAGCUUUUCAGAGCUUUUUGAGUGACUUUUGACAUUGCAUUAAAUGAAAUAUUGAUGCAAGAACCCAAUAAUUAUAUAUUUUUAGAAACGUAAAUGGAUGGGGAUAAAGUUGGCUUUAUUGCCCACCCGGUAAAAAAAUUUUUUGCUCAGUGUCCUUGACCUUGGAGUGCUCAAGAAAAAAUAAAAUAAAAAUCAACAAAAUGUCUUGCUUUCAAGUGCUCAUAACAUCAUUAAUUUUUAUAGAUACACUUAAAACACAAAUCUUAAGGUGUUCAAUUUAUUUAUCUUUCAGAAAAUGUAUAGUUUGCUAAGGUUUUAAUUACAAUUAAACCUCUGAAAGCAAUUUUAGUAAUUUUAGGUCAUUUAUAUAAGAAACUGGGACCACAGCUAAAACCAAGUACAAAAUACAAAUCUCAGGCAAAAUAGUUAUUAUUGACUAGUAAACAUUUAAAGAGGAACUGUGGAACUUAUUUGGGUUGUUUCUUUAACUAUAAAAUUUAUUAGUUCUGAUUUAUAGCUUCUGUGACUAAAAUUCAGUCAGUCCUUGCCCAAUCUCCAAGCCUGGCUUGAAGUCAAACAGUAGCCUCAGUAGGCCUACUUCAGAAUCACUAAGACUAGUAUCAGAGUCACGAAAAGAAGAAUCUGAAGUGAGAUGUCAUGGGGAAUGUUAAAAUCAUCAUCAGUAUCACUUAAAUCCUCUCCUAAAAAGCUUUCAAAAAUAUUUAUAUUAGUUCUCGCACUAAAGGCCCGGCCAUGGCUUCCGCCAUUUAGGCUUUAAAAAAAAAGGCGAUAUAAAAUUCCUAUUGAAAAGUACUUAUUGUUAAGUUACCAAGAAACAGCUUGACCCGGAAGUUGAUUUGAUUAUUAAUAAAAGGAAGUGGCUAUGAUUUUGGAAGUUGCUAUGGGACCGUGUUUUUUAUUGGCCGUUAUUUUCGGCUGCCACAGCACAGAACGAGAAUAUCGGCCAAUGAAAUCGGCUGACCACAGUUUGAGGGUUAAGCAUUUAAAAAAGUUUUAUGCACCAAAUAGUGUUUUUUUUAAACAAUAAGGAUUUAUGUCUUUUUAAAAUUUUUAUUAGCAAGCAGAAAAUCUGGACAAAGAUCUGGGGACAAAAGUGGACGAAAAAGUAGAAAAGGUGAAAAUAAUGAACACAAAAUGUUUUUCUGAUACUUUUAAUAAAUUUUUAAAUAAAUUUUUUUAUUGGCUUUUAAUUUUAUGUUUUUAAACAUUUUAAAUAGAUUCUUCUGAGAAUGGUCAAAUUUGACAUUAUUCAGUUUUGAGUGUCUUUAUGUUCUUUAAAAUAUUUUUAAAAGUUACAAACAUUCUGAGCUUUUAAAAAUUAAUUUUCAGCAAUGAGAGGUGAAGAUGAGGGGGAAGAACAUAAGCAAAGUACCAGUACCCAGAGUGCAAGUGAAGUAUCUGAUAUAAAAGGUAUUGAACACUCAUCAUAAUUAUCUUAAUUGAAAUAUGCAAUUUGUUUUGAAAAAAAACCUCUAAUUAAUUUUAAACUGAUAUAAUUGUAAACAAUUUUUUUUUAUAUAGAAAUUUAUUACAUUUAGCACUGGAUCUUCUAUGCUGCAAUAGUAAUUUACUUAAUCUAUUAAAAACCUCUUUACAGUUCCCCAAAAGCAGUUACAGCGGGUGAAGUCAGCCAGGAGUGGUCAUGUCAGGACUACUCCACUAACAAAUGCUCCAGAGGUUCAAAUUUCCCUACAGUCACCUAGAUCUGAAGGAGCCAGUAAUGCUGUGAACACUGCAGGGUGAGUAGAAAAUAUGUAAUUUCCACUUCUGCCCUAUGCCGAUCAAUUUAAGUUUCUUAAGAGGACUUAAAUUAUUUAUUUUUUAGGGGUAGUUAAGAUUAAGAAGAUUUUUUAAUGGAAAGAUUAUAUGUAUAGUCCAAUAAAUCAUAAAAUAAACUGAUUUACAGAGAAUUCAUACAAAAACUCAUUCAAGAGACCAGUGAAGAGAUUAAAGAUUUGACCAAUGAAAUACAAGAAGACAUUGAAGUAAGUGAUUUUAAAAAAUGUGUUCUUAAUAUUUUUCUAGUAUGUAAUUUAUUCUGAUAGUUCUUAGGAUUUCCCAAAUGUAAUAUCAUCACUUUUUUGUGAGGUUUUCCAGCUUUAUUAAUAUUUUAAUCCAAGAAGAAAACAACAUACUGCCCAACCCAAACAUACAAAUGUCAUGUGACAAAUCUCUUCAUCUCCUGCUUUUUGCUUAUUGUAUCACCUAAAAAUUUCAUCUGAGUAUUCUCAUGAUUACUACAUUGCUUCCAUCUUCUACUAAUCAACCUCUACAUACAAUCACUUAACCAUUUCCUGGUAACAUCUCGUGCCCAUUUUUCAUAUUAUUAUUUUAAAUUUCAUAUCAAAGUGCUACAAUAUGCAAAGAAAAUCAUUUGACAGAAUUCCUUGACCCUUGGGAACAUCUACGCCACACCCAUAAAAAUAUAUAUAAUUAUUUCCACCCAUACAGGUACAUGAGCUUUGAUUUACAUUGCAGUAUGCAGUAUCACAAAAACAAUAAUGCACUUCAGUAAUACAUAAUGACAUUAGUCUUUAUACAAAAAAUUAAACAUAAAAUGUGCAUUUCAUCACCAAUCAUGUUUGUUACAAUUAUGUAACACAAGUUAAUUAGACAAAUUUAUGUAGAUUUAGAAGCUUAUAUAUACCUUCAUGUAUAAUUAGGAGCAUGGAUAAUCUGAAGAUUGCUGUACAGUCUUUGCAAAAAUAUUUUUUACUGUUUUUUUGUUUGUAAUUUCUUUCUUUCUUCCUUUUUUACAAAAUUUAUUUAUUUAUUUUUUUUAACACAGGGUUGGUUAGUAAUGGACAAAUGCCACGCCUUUAUUUUUGUUUUUAAAUUCCUAAUAUUUUUGUAAGCUAACAUGAGUAAUUGCUUGUUAACUAAAUUUAAAGCUAGUCAUAAUAGUUGAAGGCUAAUAUUUGUCCUCACAUUACUAACUAAUAUUUUCAGAAAAAAAAUCUUCAAAAAUCAAGAGGAGUAAACACAAAGACUCCAACGUUGCCUUCAACAGAACAUACACAGGAUGACGUGAGAAGUUUCACCAGCCAUUCAUCAGUGACACAGAAAAUGGAAUACCAGAGCCUAAAUAACCAUCAACCAAUGUAUUGUAGCAUCGAACCAGAAGUUGAAAAUAGCAAGAGUACUGCUGCAGGGAAAACAGUUUUGCCGUCUGUAAUAUUUCCCAUCUCAAUGGUGAAUGACACAACAUCCCAUCUGAAAAAAACUGCAGACCCCAACUGGAAUGUGGGACAGUCUCCAACAAAUUCCCUGAAGUUGACAACUGAAACUGAGCUGAACAUCAAAAACAAAGAAAUGCAAGAUGAAAAAAUGAGGUCUAGAAGUUUGAAAAGACAAGCAAGUUUUAAUGCCGCCCCGCCAAUGGCCGCCAGAACAGCUCAGGGUAGAAGCAUCAUCGGCAACAGCAGUGGCAAUCUGACACGGCGUGCAGGACAGACAGGGAUAACGCAGCAAAAAUCAGCCACACCCGGUCCGGAGGAUGUCGAGUCCAAUCCCAGUUCGUCAUUGUAUAGGCAGUUGAGUUCUGUCAAUUCCAAUCAGUUUGCAAGCUACAGCCAAAUUGGUAAGGGAGUUCGGCUCAACAGGCACAAUUUGGUGUUCAAGACAGAAGGACACUCAGAGUUUCCCAGCUCUGCAUCCCUGAGGAGUCCUUCCCAACAGUUAAUUGUGAAGGAUACUAGAGGAUUGGAGCUUGGAGAAAAUGGGGAGGUAAUUAAAAGAAAUGUGAAAUAAGCAUUUUCAAAAUGAAAUAUAAUUUAUUAGCCCAUGACACCAUGAAAAAUAUUGGUAUAUAAUGUAAAUUCGCUUAGAAUUAGAAGCAAAGAAUAUUUUUGGUAGAAAAGUCAGUAGGAUAUUAGUGUGGAACAAAAGAUAAAAUGGUAAUGAAUACAGAAAUCAUUAGCAAACAAAAAUAAAAAUACUUCUUUUAAUGCUGUAACAGUUUUAAAUUAUUUUAAUUCAUUAGCACUGGCAUUUUCAAUUGAAGAUUUGCUUCAAGAGUUCUGCACUCAUAGAAUUAACUUUUAACUUAAUUUGAUUUAAAUCCUUGAUUUUCCAACUUUUAUAGAUUUGAAAUUUUAAACUGUUGAACUGUUGUUUAUCAGGAUCCAUAUGCUUACAAAAAUUCUUUUGCUAACAAAUUGAUUUAGAGUUUAGUUGUUUAGAGAAUAGAUCAUCAUUCAUCUAAUGCAAAAUUUAUUUCAUUUAGCAUUAUGUUUGACAAAUCUCUAUAGGCAAAAUGACACCAGGCCAACACUGAGCCUUGAGUCUGAGCUCAUCUCAGUGUCAACAUUUUAGGUGGAGGAUUUAGGCCAAAUUAGAUUUUAACAUCUUAGAAUGCAAUCAAAGUUUAUUUAACACAUUUUUAUGACAGAUUUUGUUUUCAAAAUUGUUUAAUUUCUUCUUUCCUACCAUUGGAUUAAAGCUAAAAAUGAAAAAUUCUCAAUUUUAGUUUAAGUGAAGUUACCUGUAACCAACUGCCGAUCACUUUUUGUCACUGUGCGUGAUCAACGUCAAAUGUCAGAAGUAAAUUAAAGAAGUUGAGUCACUAUUGACAAGAAUAAUUAAGCUAUUCAUUUUGAUAGUUUGUUAUGUGGGUGGGAAGCAAAAUAAUCUUAUGUCAUGGUAAAAAUGUAGUGUGUAUGUCACAAAUCAAUGACCCACUUUCCCAGAAAAUAUUCAAGCCCCUCUGACUUAAUACAAAAACAAACAAUUCAAGUAAAGGAUUAGAACGCCUAAACUAGGCAACCUAACUUGAUACAUGCUAGUCAGACUUUUGGAGUAUUUUUUUUUUUUUUUACUUGUGAGGCAAUCUCUCAAUGCUGACAUGGACACUGAUAGGUUUAAAAUAUUUUUUUGUUUGCCGAUGUUUUGCAUAAAACUCACUCAUGGCUCUUCCAUUAUUUUUAAGCUUAUUGCUCAAAAUUCAAUAAUACACCUCACUAUUUAUUAUUCAUUGUAUAGCCAACUCGCUCCAGGUCAGCUAGAUCUAACACUCGUCAAGUUGUGGGUAAGAUCCUCAUUGUGUGCGCUUGAAAACUAUAGAACUGCUUGCUGCACCAACAGAUGUGAUUUUUUUCCACAACUUUUUUGUGCUCUAAUUUUACCACACAACAAGACAUAUUAAUUUUAUUAUGAUGACUUUGUGGCUUCCUAUAAAAUAGGGUAUAAAGAUAAUGUCUUUUUAUUUAGUGUAUGAAGGUAAAAAUGUUUUUGGAAAUAAAAUUACAAAAAACUUUUAGAGAAGAUUCACCCCGUUUAAUUCCAUAUUUUAAAAAUAACUUAAUAAUAAAAUGACAACCAAGGUGUUGAUUUUUUUUCACAUAUAUCAUUAAAUUGUUUAUUACCGGUAGUUAGUUUCAAAUCAGUUUCCCUAUUCAACAUGUUUGAUUGAAAGUUGUCAAUUGUAAAUAAUUUAAAUUUAUACAAGCUCAUCCUUCGUGAAAAACAUUCAAUUCCAUUACAUGGUAAUUUAAAAAAUCAUCAAUUUUUGUUGUUAGAGACAUACAAUUUUAUCAUACUAUAUAUAUAUAUAUAUAUAUUAUUCAUUUUGCUGUCUUGUGUUGUUAUUCAAGCUUAAUAACUGAGGAUAAUUAACUAACUCCAUUACUUUUCACACUGUGUUAAUCAAUUGAAGUCUUGCAAAUUUAAUUAUUGUUUGACACUCACUGAGAAAAACUCAUCAAUCUUCAUUUCAACACUUAAGUUAUGUUUGUGAUGAGUUAUUAAAUUUAUAAACAGCCAGGGCCAGUUUGAUGGAUUGUUAUCCAUACAGAUUUUUUUAAAGGAAUUUAAAACUUAAAUAAAAACUAUUUACCUCAGAGUUUCACAUGUUUGAGUGUGCACCCUCUUAAAGCUACAUGCUGAUUUGUCAAACUAUUUACAAUCAGUUUGUUAAUGAGGAAAUAUUGCUGGGCGGUGGAGUUGGUCAAAAGAUUUUCCUCUUCUAACUUGGCAUCACCAUUUAAACUGUUUCAGGUGCCGAAACCCUGUUUAAAAAAUCAGGAUUAACAAAGAUCUAAUGUGAAGAGAAACUUUUUAUUUUUAUCUAGCAUUCCAAUAGAAAUGUUCACAUUAGAUUACACUGCAAUUUGUACAAAGAAAUAAAACAUUUGAAAUUUUUUUAAAGGUUAUUUUUCAUGAGAGGCAUUUAUUUAUUAAUGUAUUUACUUAUAAAUCCUGAUCCCCCACAUACUUACCUAUUUAUUUAAAUAAUUGUAUCCAGUGAUAUUUUUUUUUAGUUAACUUUACAAAAACUAUAUUCAAUUUGUUAUAUUGUAUUUGGAGUAUUAAAAAAAAAGAAAAUGAAAAGAAGGAAAGAAAACCACAUUACCAUUACAUGGCGUUUAGAAAAUUUAAACCUUUCACAUUUAUUAUCUUAAAUAUCUUAAUUUCUUGCUAUUUUUAAAAUAAAUUGUAACCUUUCAGAUAAAAUUAUUUUAGAAUUUUAGCUCAGCUGAUUUUGUUUAUCUGCAGAGACGGUCCCAGCCAAGAUCUCCUUGAUGAUCUGUCAAGAUCACCAAGACAACCCAUCACCUUCAGGUCAUUUUGUCCCACCCUCACAUCAAGGACACAGGUCUUUAUUUAGCAGGCAGCAGGUGCGAAAAAAGUAAUUCCAAGUUUAUUAUGUAAUAUCUUAAACUGAAAAAGUUCAGCAGAUACAACACAGCCAUUUCUUUACCCUCAAAUUUAGCGCAUGCGUUAUGAUUGUAAUUUAUUUUUAAUGUAUUCUUGCAAACAACUUCUGUAAUAAAAAUGUAUUUGUGCGGUUGUACAAAUGUCAAAGUUACUGUACAUGUGCCAAAAUUAUUAUAAUUAUUAAUUGAACUUAUAAUUCAAUGUAUCAUUUAUAUUUAUAUCAUCACUUUCAUCAGUAUAAUGAUGGAUUUAUUUUUGAUGUAUUCUUGCAAACAACUUCUGUAAUACAAAUACAGUUGCGCAUGUGUCAGAGUUAUUGUAGAUGUGCCAAAAUUAUUCAAUGUAUAAGUUAAAUUAUAUCAUCACUUUCAUCAGUAUUAUGAUGAUCAGGCCUGCACAAUAUAUGGCCCGCCAGCACCCACUUUGCGGCCCGUGAAGUAACAAAAUAUUUAUUUAUUCUUUUCUUAAUAGCUCCCCCCCUAUUUUCUUUUAGCCCGCACAAGUCCUGUCGCAUUUUCUUUUGGCCCGCACAAGUUUUUCAUAAAGUAUAUGGCCUGCCUUACAUUUUGAGUUGUGCAGGCCUGUGAUUCUAGUGUGAUGGAUGUUACACAUAAGAAUUACUGCUUAAGUCUUUAUUUACAAUAAAAAAAAAUUCAAGAUAGUUUCUAAAACCUCCUAUUGCUUUUCAUCAACUUGAUCCACAUUUCAAGUUGAAUAACCAUGUACAUUUUACAGAUUUUUUAUUUAGUUUUGAGUUCUAAUAUAUAUGAUACAAAAUUAUCUGUGAUAAAUGUGUAGUUUUUUUUUGCCAGUCUGCUUGUUCUUGAACAUACUACAAAACAAUGAGUCAGUGUUUGGGAUUUUGAACAAUUUAUUUUGAUUUCAC
Lymnaea stagnalis (great pond snail) is the source of this 47227-nucleotide messenger RNA. Lineage: Eukaryota; Metazoa; Mollusca; Gastropoda; Lymnaeidae. The record is from the annotation of a GenBank genome assembly.